UCAUUCCUGAGCUGGAGAGGAGCCAGAAGUUUCUCAUCUAGCUGUCUGCGGGCUGCCUUUUUCUUUCCCCUCUUUGAGGCUUUCUGAUGCCUAGAGUGAGCUCAACUCAAAGGUUUCCAGCCUCACACUCCCUCACAUUCCCCCACGGUCACAUCGAGCUCUGUGAUUCGGAGGAAUAUCGCGUGCCAGCAUCCGGCUUGCAGGCUCCUUUUACCUGCAGGUGUUCCAGAAACUUCAAAAUGCGUCUGGAAGAACUGAAAAGAUUACAGAAUCCAUUAGAGCAAGUUAAUGAUGGGAAAUAUUUGCUUGAAAAUCACCAGCUGGCCAUGGCUAUGGAUGUGGAGAAUAACAUUGAAAAAUAUCCCCUCAAUCUGCAGCCCUUGGAGUCAAAGGUGAAAAUCAUCCAGCGUGCGUGGCGUGAGCACCUGCAGCGGCAGGACCCCCUGGAGAAGAGGAGCCCAUCCCCGCCCUCGGUCUCCUCAGACAAGCUGAGCAGCUCUGUCAGCAUGAACACCUUCUCUGACAGCAGCACGCCCGAUUACCGAGAGGAUGGGAUGGAUCUAGGCAGUGACGCCGGCAGCAGCAGCAGCAGCAGCCGCGCCAGUUCGCAGUCCAACUCCACCAAAGUGACCCCUUGCUCCGAGUGCAAAUCCUCGUCGUCGCCGGGGGGCAGUCUGGACUUGGUGUCUGCCCUGGAGGACUAUGAGGAGCCCUUUCCGGUCUACCAGAAGAAGGUGAUUGAUGAGUGGGCGCCGGAGGAGGACGUGGAGGAGGAGGAAGAGGAGGACGAGCGAGGGUACCGGGAUGACCGCUGUCCGGCCCGGGAGCCGGGGGACGUGAGCGCCAGGACCGGCGGCGGCGGCGGCUGCGGGGGCAGGAGCGCCACCACCGCAAUGCCGCCCCCGAUGCCCAACGGCAACCUCCACGCGCACGACCCUCAGGACCUCAGGCACAAUGGCAACGUGGUGGUGGCCAGCCGGCUGAGCGGCUCCCGGGGCCCCCGCCGGGCUAUCCAGAAACCCCAGCCGGCAGGGGGCCGGCGCGGCGGCCGGGGCCCAGCGGCGGGGGGGCUUUGCGGCCAGCCUCCGGACAGCGGGACCUGCGUCCCCGAAGAGCCCCCGGUGCCCCCUAUGGACUGGGAGGCGCUGGAGAAGCAUCUGGCGGGGUUGCAGUUCCGGGAGCAGGAGGUGCGGAACCAGAGCCAGGCAAGGACCAACUCCACCUCCCACAGCGCUGAGUUCCGCGGAGCACGGGGCCCACUCUUCCUCACCACUGCCAUGUCACUCUCCAAAGGAAGACUGAGGCCUCAACCGUGUCAGAUGUCAGCUGGCCCUAAUCCAGGCAGAGUGAGGCAAAGAUUGAAAAUCCACAGUGAGUGGGUGGGAUUUAAAACCUCAGGCCAGGCCAGCGCCGGGCUCAAUAGGCUAAUCCUCCGCCUGCGGCGCCGGCACACCGGGUUCUAGUCCUGGUCGGGGAACUGGAUUCUGUCCCGGUUGCCCCUCUUCCAGGCCAGCUCUCUACUAUGGCCCGGGAGUGCAGUAGAGGAUGGCCCAAGUGCCCGGGAGUGCAGUGGAGGAUGGCCCAAGUGCUUGGGUCCUGCACCCCAUGGGAGACCAGGAGAAGCACCUGGCUCCUGCCUUUGGAUCAGUGCGGUGCGCAAGCCGUGGUGGCCAUUGGAGGGUGAACCAACGGCAAAGGCAAAGGAAGACCUUUCUCUCUGUCUCUCUCUCUCUCUCACUGUCCACUCUGCCUGUCAAUAAAUAAAUAAAUAAAUAAACCUCAGGCCAACCUCUACCUUGUGAUGAGUUUGAGCAACUUAAUCUCUCCUUUGGAGCCCAGAUGCUGUCUGGAACUGUCAGAGCUCAGAGGGGACCCGAGGAGCCCUGAAGCACACACUCUGGUGACUCCAUUCCAUGCUGCCUUCUCUGGGGGCACCGUGACAGGCCUGUGUCACCCCAGGUGGCCCAACCCCCAGAGCAGCAGGUCUGUGCAACUCACAGUAACUCACAUUGUGCCUGGCACAAAUGCUUGGCUUACGCAGAGAGGGUGAGAGGUUCCACCCACCAACCCAGACUACUGCCAGAGACACCCUCCUCCAGGUGGGUGGCCCUGCUCCUGGGCAUCCUGCCCUGUCCAGUGUCCCUGUGAACAGUCCUGCUUGUCUCACGGGCCAUCCACAGAGGGAAGAAGGAUUCUGCAUAUCAGGGCCUUUGAUGUCUUUGUUCAGACGCAAUUCCUACCUCCUUGCUUACUCAGACUCUGGUGAGCUGGCUUGGAUUGUCUUGGGGAAAACCAGGAGCUUCUGUUCAAGUUUCCCUGUUUGGCCCCCAACAGUAGACUUUCUCUUCUCUUCUGCUUCUCUAAGACCUUGGUGUUUCCCUGCAUCACAAUCCCUCCUGUUCCUGGGACUUCUUUAAGUAGAAUUGGAGAACUCCCUGCCUCAGUGUCCUCCUUUUCCUAAGUGGAAUACUGUUUCACCUCUUUUUCUCCAUGGUUUUUCUUUUAAUUAAAUUGAAAUAUUUUUUAAAUUUAUUUGAAAGGCAGAGUUACAGAGAGAGAGAGAGAGAGAGAGAGAGAGAGAGACAGACCAGGGAAAGGUCUUCUAUCCGUUGGUUCAGUCCCCAAAUGGUCUCAACACAGGGGCUGUGUCAGACUGAAGCCAGGAGCUUCUUCCAGGUCUCCCAUGUGGAUGCAGGAGCCCAAGCACUCGGGCCAUCUUCUGCUGCUUUCCCAGGUGCAUUAGCAGGGAGCUGGAUCGGAAGUGGAGCAUUCCCUGCUGCCUUCUCAAAGAACUGGUGCUCAUAUGGGAUGUCGGCUUUUGCAAGAAGCUGCUUAACUUACAAUGCCAUGUCACAGGCUCUGCAUGGUUUUUCUGAGGGCUCUUCUUCUGCUCCUCCAUGCUUAGCCUAUUCUGUCAGUCUCUGGGAACUCAGUCCCUUUUUUUCUCUUUGUGACUCUUUUCUUUAAAUAUAGUUGCAUUGAAGUAUAAUUGGCAUACUAUCAACUGAAAUCAAUUAUAUUUUGAUAAGUUUUGACUAAUGUGAGUCAUAUGUAUGGCAUAUGCAUGAAUUUUGAGAUGCCCGUGAAACCAUCACCUAAAUGCAGAUAAUGAACAUACCCAGCACCCCCAAAAGUAUUCUCACAUCCCUUUGUUAUGCCCCCAUCUUGCCUCUGCUCAAUCAUUGAUCUGGUUUUUAUACUGUAGAUUAUCUUACACUCUCUAAAAUUAACAUGGAGUAGAGUCAUACAGUAUAUAUUCAUUUUUGUCUGACUUCUUUCAUUCAACAGGUGAUUAUUUUGAGAGUUACUACGCAUGUUAUGAUAUUGAUCUUGUCCUUUCAGUGGUGGAGUAGCCUUCCAUUUCAUGGAUAUACCUUAUUCACUGGCUGAUGGAUGCUUGGAUUGUUUCUAGAUGAGGGCCAUAACAAAUAAAAGCACUAUGAACAAGCCUUUGCGUGGAAGUACCCACUUCAUUUCUCUUGGGUAAAUAUCUAGGAGUAGGGCAGCAGCAUCCUGUGGCAGGUGUGUGUUUAGCUUCAUAAGAAGCUGCCUCACUGUCUUCCAAAGAAGCCGUGCUUUCUGUUGCCAUUGCCAUGACUCUUAGUGCACGGACUAGAACCUCGGCCCCCCUCCCUUCUGUCUCUCUGUUCCCUCAGCAUCUUUGGUGCUCUGCAGCAUGUCUCCCUUCAGGUGACUGGAGUAGCUGUUCCCCUCCCUCUUAAUGACCGCACUAGAGAAACAGCAAUAGGAUCACAUGUUGUACCCAACCAAAGUCAUUAAACCAGUUGUUUGAAAACAAAAAGAAAUCAUUUUAAAAUUAUAGAUGAGUUCUGCUUGUAAACCUGACACAUUUUAAGUGUUGUUUUAUUAUAUUUUAGUGCCCCGGACAGGUGCAUUUUCCUCACUUAAUGAGAAGAUGAGAAUAAUUUUAAUUGACACGUUAAUUGAAAGCAAAUUCUCCUGAUGAAGUUACUUCCAAAACGCUUGAAAAUAAUUUGUCUUUUUAUUUGUUUAUACUAUUAGCGAGUAGCAAACUUUAAACUACCUACAUUUCGUCCUAGAAUGAUACUAAUUACAGGUUAUUUUCCAUGUAUUAUUCUGUAAGAAUUACAGCCUGGUUACUCCUUCCCUGUCAACGGCAGCACUAAACAAGCUUGAAUGGCUGAAUAGUUUGUUUCCCUAGUUACUUGGGCUAUGUUUAAAUUACGUGAAUUCCUGCUUUUAUAGCCAGAAUAAAGAUGUCUUUAGUAUUCCUGCAAAAUAUAGUGUGGUUUAUAAGUUUAAUAAGUUACGUGACCCGGCAGCCUAGGACGUGACAUUGCAGACAUUCUCUGUGCUACGCAGCUGUCACUUGUUCCUGGUAGAGGGCACACCGUGUGGUAGGUUUUUACUGAAACUAGAAAUUUCCCAGGCUAAAUGUAUUCUGUACUACAGCCUUUUCCCUUCAAGUAUCUUUACCAGAAGGAAGAGUUCUUUGCCUACUUUUCUAAUGUAGGCUGAUUUUUUUAUUUUUCAUUAGCAUAUACUCAAGAUUUCUGAACAGAGAUGGUUGGGCUUUUAAAAAAAUAGGUUGCAGGUAAAACACAACUGAACAGUUUUCCAAAUUUUAACAAUAGCAUAUUUGUCCUGGGGCUAUGUGUGUGUGUGUGUAUGUGUGUGCGUGCAGUUAAGCUGCCAUUGAAGGGUACAUCAUACUGUAGAACUGCCUUUUGAAAUGUUGUAGUUGGAUUAAAAGAAAUCUUCACCUAUUAGUUGGUUUACACAUUAUUAUCCUUUUUUUUUUUUUUUUUUUAAUUCAUUUGAGAGGCAGAGAGACAAAGAAAGCUAUCCAAUCCCCUGGCAUUCCCCAAAUGCCCCAGUGGCUCCUGCUGGACCAGGUUGAAGCGGGGAGCUAAUAACUCCAUCUAGGUCUCCCACAUGGAUUACAGGGACCUAACUACUUGAGCUAUCACCUGCUACCUCCCAGGGUACACAUUAGCAGGAACCUAGAAUCAGGGUAGAGUUGCAACUUGAGCCCAACCAAUCCAGUAUAUGCCAGAUGUUUGCCUCAACAGUCAGUGGACCUUUUAAACAUCCCAAGAAGAAACUUCAGGGUGUACAUCUGAAAGUCAUAUGUUGUCAUCAUGCACUUGUUGAGUUCUUUGAACAUCUUACCACAAGCAUCGUGUUGUCUUCCUCCUUCUCUUUCCGACUUUGCCUGUGUCUUCAACUCUAGCUCCGUUGCUCUCUGGCAUUCCCUAGUUCCUCACUCAUUGGAAGCCCCAGUAGUAGCUCAGUAGCAGGUCCACCACCUGCUGUCCCCCUCAUUGCCCAUCACUGGGCUUCCCUGUGGCCCACCUCUUUGGGACUUAAGACCCCACCUUUGGGAAAGCUUGGCCAGAUCAUCUCAACUUUGAACAGGCUCUCUUUCUUUCAAACAUCUUACUCCAUGUUUACUUGUACAUGCAUUUUAAAAGGCUUUCAGAAAACUGAACAAGGCAGUUACAAUUCCAUUUCUGUUUUAGAAAUGAGAAAACUGAGCCCAGCAAGGUUCAGGGUCUUGCCUACAGUCUCCUGCCUGACAGAGGUCUGCCUCUGCUUCCAGCUUCCUUGGGGGACAUCACAAGCAUUCGUUGGCUUGUAUUCUCAGUUACCUGCCCAUGGGUGAUCUCUGUUCUUUGAAGCUGUGUGCAGUCCCUUGUCCCUGUCAAACACCUGUACACACAUACUACAGUCACAUUCCCUUGAGAACCUGGGUCAAACUGCUUAAUACAUUUUGUACCAGCCUUUCUGUUUAGUUCUUUAACUCACUCAAAGCUUUUACACUGUUAACUUUCUUAUUAGUGCCCAUAAUAGUAAUUUCAGGUGCUUUCUUAAAAGUUUAUCUAGGGGCUGCCGUGGUGGCAUGGCCGGUAAAGCUGCUGCCUGAGGUGCCGGCAUCCCAUAUGGGCACUGGUUCAAGUCCAUACUGUUCCACUUCCAAUCCAGCUCUCUGCUAUGGCCUGGAAAGCAGUAGAAGAUGGCCCAAGUCCUUGGGCCCCUGCACCCAUGUGGGAGACCCAGAAGAAGCUCCUGGCUCCUGGCUUCAGAUCGGCCCAGCUCCAGCCAUUGUGUCCAUUUGGGGAGUGAACCAGAGAAUGGAAGACCUUUUUCUCUGUCUCUCCCUCUCACUGUCUGUAACUCUACUUCUCAAAUAAAUAAAUAAAAUCUUAAAAAAGAAAAAGCUUAUCUAAACAUGAUGGCAUUGCAUUUGCAUGGAAAAACAGAAAUGUGUUUAUGCUCCUGGACCUCUUCCCCUGAAGAAAUGAAUGAUGUUGUUUUCUUAUUUUCAAAGUGGUCUUACCAAACAGUCUUUUCCAAAUGCCUUUUCUUCCCUGCUUUGUGCCACUUGAGCUGUGAGGACAGGUGACACUUUUUCCUGUCAUUUCCUGGGAGUCUCUUCUGUGCCCAACUUCUGUGGACAGGAGUAUUUCCCAUGGAAAAGCAGUAGGAUUUCAGAGAGAGAAAGCAUCUGGGAAGUCACGAUCAAACCUUCCCUGUGCUCUAACGAGGAAGCCUGCGCUGCUCCCUCUGCCCAGGCCUGCCCCAGCCUGCCCCCGUGCCAGGCCCCGAAUCCCACUCAAUUCCCACUUUUAGUGAACUCUGCCCUUCUUGGCUGGUGGUGCCACUUUUUUUUUUUCUUUGUUUUAAUAACAGGUGUUUCCAAAACCAAGUUCGGAGGACAGCUCCAAUCUCAGCAUUUAAGAUCUUCCAAAACAGGGAAGUAGAUUCUAAUUUUCAUCCCUUGAUAGGAAAAUUUUCAUUUACUGUUUCUUCUUUUUUCUUUGUUCGAAAUGGACGCUGUCAGGAACGGUUGAGAAAAUCGCUUUCUUCUCUUCCUUCCUUGGGGCUUCAGCUCAUCACUGUGCAUAUUUCUACCAGCAGAGCAGGGCUCCCUGGCCUGGCAUUUCUCUCCCCCGUGGCGCCUUUCCUUUUCCAGCUGUCAGCACCUUGGCUGAGCUGGACAGCCCCCUCCUUUCUCAGCAUUGGGCAACUCAACAGGGGCUUAGGGACGACUGAGACUGGACUUUGCAAGGAACCCAAAAGUUGCAGGGGGCAGAGGAGGGAGCACAGAGGGUUCGAGUCACCUCUCUGCUUGUCGCCUCCAUUUACAAAAGCCCAUCACGACACUCAGGGUUGGGGGGUCCUGGAAUCAGAGCAGGGGAAGAGAAUGUCCCUGUGUGGCUCCUCCCACAAGUGCAGGCUUACUGUGUUCCUUCCAGAGUGUUAACUGGAUAUUUUGUUGUACCCCAAGAAAAAUAGCAAAAGCAAAGAAGGACUAGAAGCCAAGUAUUUGUGGGGUUCAUGAAAUAGUCUAAAUUCGGACACACCUAGCAUGUUUAGAAUACGGCUGGAAGUGAGGAAUAGAAAAGGAAACGUAAAGACAAGGAGAUGUGUUUGGGUGUUUUUUCGCCUGUGGGAUGUUUCUGGGGUUCCCAGUUCCAUUUGUAGGGUUCAGCCCUUACUAAUUCUUCUUGUCGGGUCUGGGGUGGCUUAGCUGUUACUCUCCCUUCAAGUUGUUUCAGAUACUCGCGGCUCAUUGGGUUUUUUGCUUUGCUUUGCUUUGCUUUGGGCUGCUACUUCCCUUUUGUGAAUAAUUGCCAUUUUCUGUAUAUAUUUGUUGUAAUUUUGUCAAGAAUAUUUUAUCACCAGUCUUUAACACCUGUCAUUAUCUUCUAGUUCAUGCAUACACUUCACCUAAUUUUAGUCUCUCCACCUGACCUGGUUUUCAAUACUUGUAUCAGUGUAGGUUAUUCCUAUUUUUUUCUAGUGUGGUGAUAUUUUCUUCAUCAAAUAUCAGUAAUUCAAAAAGAUGAAGGCUUAGGCUAGGAAAUACCCAGGUGCCAGGAUUGAGCUCCACCAGUGUUUGUACAGCCCCAGGUUUAUAGUUCUUUUAAAGUCCUGUAAACCUAUUUUUUAUUUACAUCUGAUAGGAGGUUAUAAGAAAGCAAAACUUACUGGAAGCUACAGGGGUAUCAAUUCUGUUCAACCUAGGGGUGGGCAUUGUGGCAUAGCAGGUAAAGCCGCUGCCUGUGAUGCCCUGGCAUCCCUUGUGGGCACUGGUUUGUGCUCUGGCUGCUCCACUUCCAAUCCAGCUCCCUGCUAAUGGCCUGGGAAAGCAAUGGAAGAUGGCCCAAGUCCUUGGGCCCCUGUACCCACAUGGGAGACCCAGAUGAAGCUCCUGGUUCCUGGCUUCAGCCUGGCCAUUGUGGCCACCUAGGGAGUAAACCAGCGGAUGGAAGAACUCUUCCCCUCCCUCUCUCUCCCCUUCUGUAAAUCUGUAAGUCAAAUAAAGAAAUAAAUGCAUCUUUAAAUUUUUUUUCCUUCAACCUAGUUGUGUAUAUCAAAUUUCCUAAUAAUUGCAACUUGUAUCUGCACAUUUUACUGAUACCCAUGCAUCUGCACCCAAAGAGCUUAUAUUUAUUUGUAACUGAAUGCCCUUUUUGGUACAUCCAUCAUCAGCAAUAUCACAUUCAUCUUUUUCUUUCUUCCAUCCCUCAAAGCCCCUUAGUAUUUAUGGUUCAUGACAGGGACUGUGAAUCUUUCUUCCUUGAGACAUUAGCAUGAUACACCAAAAAAAAAGAGAAAGCUUCCAUUUUUAUGGAUUACAAGAAGCAGCAUAUUAGUCAGCAGCUGAUUUCUGCAAAUUUGUCAAUUCCAGAGGGUUUUAUUGCCCAUGUCCUAAUAGGGAUGAUUGAUCCCUCCAAAAUGUCCUUGUAGAACUAAAUGUCUUAGUUAUUUAUGGAGUUUUUUUUUUUUUUAACAAGAUAUUACAAAAAGCUGCAAAGUGUGGGUUGGGCCUCCUUCUCCAGAUGGAGGGACAGUGAUGCUGCAUUAUCCUCGGGUGGGUUCCUGGAUGUUCAGAGCAGAGCACCCGGCCUCCAGUGAGUGCCUCCUGCAUAGGCCUCAGCUGAGCAGAGCACUGCCGCCCCUCUGCAGAGCGUACCCACUGCUUCCUCCUCUAGAGUCCCGCCUGCCUGCUCAUGAGCCCGAGUGUUUGCCCUUCUGUGUGUACACGGGACCAGCUGAGUCCCUAGGAAAGCGUCUCUUCUAGUGCUGGGCACCUCUGGUGGCCAGGCCCUUUCCUGCUCUGAGGAUGCAGAGAGGAAGCCAGGCCCCCUCCCUGGCCGGCCGGUGGUGGUCAGGGUGCACUUGCUCACCACUGGUCUGUGCGCGUGCCUGGACAAAACCAAGGUAAGUCACGGCAGCCGCUGAACUCCUGUAACUUGACGCUGCUUUCUUCUUGGUUUGCCUUAUAUGGAGAGAAAUUUGCUGUCUGGGAAAGUUUAAAGGGAUUGAAAUAAUUUCCUCAUAAUUCCUAAGAUCUCCGGCAGUGUUACAAAUUUAGAUUUGAGAUCACAACAUUAUAAAAUAAAGCAAAAACAGAGAGGUUGCUAUGUCAUAAAAUGCCUGGGAUAUUUUUAAUGUCAAGCUCAGCAGCGUAAAAGCUCGUACCCUUUUUACUCACCCAAAGGAAGAAUAGUGUUAAAUUUAUUUCCAAAAUAAGAAGGGGCUAACCCUCUGGGAGACUGGUGCAGUAUCUUCUUAGAAAAGAACUGAGAGGCUUAAUCUACACUCUUCUAAAAAUAACGUGUUUUCAAAUAGUUUCAAAACCAAUUUAGUCUGCCUGUGUUUCUGUUCGUGGCACCAGUAGCUAAAAGCUAUCCUACUUAGGAAUAUUGCAGACAGUUUUUUUCCCUUUGUGCACUGUUAUGUAAUUUUGGGUCCAUUUUGACCUUGUCUGACACUUGAUGAGCAACUACAUCGCACAUGCUCUGUCCUUUGUGUUUUUCGCUUCAAAAUCAGUUCUGUGGGGAAUAAGAGAAUGGAGCACUGGGAUUUUAUUUUUGAACACUUAAGUUAUAUAACCAGUGAUCUGAGUCCUGUCUGGCCCACAGUGGCCCCAUAGUCUGACCCAAAUAGCCCUUAAAAUAAGAUCUCAUUCUAGAAGGACAACUUUAGGCAGCAUCAAUUUUAAAACCUUUGGGACCCCUGCUCUGCUAUGAUGUAGUGAUUUAAAUGUUAGCUUUAUUUUCCUUGAGUUUCAUACAGAGACUCUCAGAGUUAACGUACCAUUGUUGUGCCUGUAGUGACACAUGAAAACCCCCUGUAGAAGUCCCACUGUGCGAGAAGCUGCAUCGGAGCUCUGCCUCAUUAGUAAACAGUCACCCUGGGAGUCAGUAUAUGAGAGCUGGAAGGGACUCCCGAGCAAGGGUGGCAAACUCACAAGCUUUUGUCGCCAUGCCAGAGCAGAGUCAGCAUUCUGAUAGGGGGAAGUCCAUGACCCGGCAGUGGAUGAGAACCAUCGUGGCUGUUAAACAUUGGCAAGUAACUUUAAAUGCAUGCAGACAUUUGUGGGGCUAACUGGUCUGUGGUUGAAAAGACAGCUUUUAGGGUACUAGGUUCCCAGCGCACACCUCACCCGACCUCCAGUCACCUUACAGAUGAGGAAGCUGAGACCCAGAGAGGUGAAGCGCCUCUCCUGAAGUGGGGGUGAGGUGGAGCAAGGCGGGGUUGGUGACAUUCUGGAAGGGAGCGCUCUUCGGGCGGAAAACCCACCAGAGUGUUGUUCCUGUUCAUUGACAGCAGGGUAGCUUUUUUUUCCCUUUCCAUCAGUGCUUAAAAUAAUUAAAAAUAAUAACAUCCAGGGGAAAACACAAGAGGUACUGCACACCUAUCUCUCUUUCAUUGAUUUUUUUAUACACAUCCCAUUAGCAUUUACUUUUCUCUUUCAUCUUCAAAGCAGUUCAAAAGCUAAUUUAUCAUUUGGACUCGGGGAAGUGUAUCAUGACUUAUUUUUCAUUAUUUAUGAGUAAUGAAAAGGGAAGCACUCUUUAAGACCAGGUUAUCUUAAUGUAAACACACACACACACACAGAGACACACACACUGACUGCAGGAAAUGUGUGUGGCCUCAGCCCUUUUGUCUACUGGAAGCUUGUCUGAGAGCAUUUAAUUCCAAAAGUGGUGGUAAUGAGUUUUGACAAAAUUGCUGUUACUCAGAGUCCAAUAAAACUUCAUUGCUGCAUUGUAUUGAGAUUUUAUUUCAUUGCCCCAUUACUGCAAAAUAUUGAGGAGGGCCCAUUGAAAGUAUGGAGUUUGGGACUUUUUUCCUGCCUAGAGCCUACUGGCUUUAAGUUAAAAAGUCAUCAUAGAUUUCAAGUAAGCCGUUCAAGUUUGGGAUAUUUAUUCGCUUUUCUUUAGGAAAGUAGGAAGCAUACCUCAUAUUAACGUUAUUAAAAACGUUAUUUUGGCAUAGUUUUAGAUUUAUAGAAAAGUUACAAAGAUAGUAAAGAAAGUUCCUGAAUACUCUUCACCAGAUUCCCUGAAUGUUAAAAUCUUACAGAACUAUGGUACAGUUGUCAGCACUAAGACAUGAAUGUUGGCAUGAUACUGCUGCUUCAACUGCAGACUUUAUUCAGAUUUAUGUUGAAUCUUAUUUUUAAAAAAAAUUAUUUAUUUUGAAAGAGAGAGGGAGAGACAUUCUAUCUGCUUGUUAUUCCCCAGAUGGCCUCAAUGGCUAGCGCUGGGCCAGCCUGAAGCCAGGAGCUUCUUUUAGGUCUCCCAUGUGGGUGCAGAGACCCAAACACUUGCCCAGGCACAUCCACACAUAGCUGGAUCAGAAGUGGAGCAGCCUAGACACAAACCAGUGCCCAUGUGGGAUGCCGGUGUCCCAGGCUGUGGCUUAACCCGCUGUGCCACAGUGCCAGCUCCUAUGUUGGAUUUUAAAGUUAAUAAGUCUGUGUUAAACUGUUCAACAAGCCGGUGCCGCUGCUCAAUAGGCUAAUCCUCCGCCUGCGGUGCCAGCACACCGGGUUCUAGUCCUGGUCAGGGUGCCGGAUUCUGUCCCAGUUGCUCCUCUUCCAGUCCAUCUCUCUGCUGUGGCCCGGGAAGGCAGUGGAGGAUGGCCCAGUGCUUGGGCCCUGCACCCACAUGGGAGAACAGGAGAAGCACCUGGCUCCUGGCUUCGGAUCAGUGCGGUGUGCCGGCCACAGCGGCCAUUGGGGGGUGAACUAAUGGAAAAAGGAAGAUCUUUCUCUCUGUCUCUCUCACUGGCCAUUCUGCCUGUCCAAAAAAAAAAAAAAAAAAAAAAAAAGCUGUUCAACAAAAGUAAUAAAUAGUAUAUCCUUGUAGCUGUGACUUGAAAUGGGCAGAGUUGGGUCCCUCCAUAUUUUGCAUCACCUCUCCCCAAAGUCGUCUCAAGCAAGUGUGAAGUCUAAGUAAAAGCAUGCUGGUGUAUUUGCUUUGCAAAUGCCUCUUGAAGAGGAGUCUGUAAUCCCAUCUCCCACCAGGCUGCCUUGCCUGGAACUCUGCAGCUGCCUGCUGGAGAAGACAAAUGUUAGGAGGAGCGAGUCCAGAGAGGAACGCACCCUCCCUGCCUCCUCAGGCUUCACCUGUGCCGCAAGUUCCCAGGACCGGAAGUAAGCCCCGCCAGUCCACUGCCACCGGUGUCGCUGUUUGGAAUGUUACCUGGCACCCCAACAUCCAAGCCUUUGGGCAACAGCUUUGGCCUUUGGAAUGGGUUUCUUGAACAUUAAGUUUCUGGUGGGAUUGGGAAGGCUGUGAGUGUGUAGGUGAAAGGUGUGGCAGAGGGGCCAGGGGACCGUUGACUGACAGAUGGAUAAACUGCCUGUGGAAUGCUUGCUACCUGCUGUCAAUGAAGUCUUGAGGAUGUGUUGGGAGCUCUCUCUCGAAGAGCAGGAAUGGUGGGGAAAGAGGUGUGAGACUCCAGCAGCGGGGGAACAGGUCAGGAAAUCACCCCAUUGGGAUGUCCAGUGUUUGUUGACUGAGGGGAUGACCCGGAUUUCCAAAACCAAAGGACCAGUGGGCACGAGGCAUCAUUUUGUUGCCAAGAGAGGAGAGCCCCAACUCAGUGAAUUCUCGGACAGAGGCUCUUCUAGUUCCUCACUCUCUGCCUUUGGAUGUCCUGGUGGGGCUGACAGGAUCGGGGGUUUCCUCCUGAGGAUGCUUGGACUUCUUUUACUGAUUACACGUUGAACGUUUUGUGGAGUAUGGUAGCGCCAACUAAACAUUUCUGUCUCCAGAACUCUGUUUUCUAGACCAGGAAGUUUUGAGUCCUGUGCUCUCUUGAGGUUCAUCAGGUGCUGAUUGAGGGCAGGGCACGCCGGCACCACAGCCUCCCUAUGCUCAGGUUCUCCCUCCUAGAGCGGAUGUGCAUGUUUUUUGUGCCCAGCAUGAGUUAUCCUUCCUAAUAACUCCCAGCCACCUGUUAGGCCCUCUUCCUGGUGGUGCGUGUUUUAGGUGGGAGGGCACUCAUCGCUGGCCAGCUCGUGUCCUGGGAACCUCACCCCAGCUCCUCCUUGCCUGGCCCUGCUCCAGGUGAAAGAGCCCCCGGGGGACUUUUAAGUGUAGGACUCUGUGCCAGGUCCCGAGGGACAGUAGAGGCCCUUGCAGUGGUGACUGCUGCUAACUGCGUGACAUAAAGUGUGGCCCUGACUUCUGCUGCCUGACUUGCCCUUGGUUUCUUCUGCUUCCAAGAUAGCUGCUGCGCUGUCCACCUCCUGUUGAUUUUUGGGUUGCAGUUGGUGCUGGUUGUAUCACUUGCAAAUCAGGGACCAGAGCAGUAACAGCAAGCAGUCUCUGACUCAGAACCCAAGUUGAGAUCUGCAGAAGUGAUGUUCAGGGUGUCAUUAGUGGAUCUUGCCACAUCGACAUCCUGCCCCAGGGAAUCUUGUCCACAUAAUCCCUCCUUGACCCCCGCAGUCCCCACCCUGCCCAUUUAUGGGGUGGUAAGCCAAAGCAAGGGAAGGCAGCAAUAACCUUGGGAAGGACGAAAGCCUAACUGACCUAUGUAGGGAUUCAGUCUCUGGAUAGGGUAGUGUUGACACCUGGAUACAAACACGGAGCCGACAUAGUGCUUUCAGCUGAAGUUGCAGAUGUACCCAGUACUCUGAUUUUGUUCCAGACACAUGCUCUUGACGCAGCUGAGACUUUGUACACAGACGUCAUUAUCUACAGGCUCUGGAAUGGAGACAGCAGCCUCUUUAUGUUUAUUAAGGUAAACUGGCUAGCAUUAGGAUAUAAAUCUUGUAUUUUAAAUUAUUUAUUCCGUUGAGAGAUACAAAGACCUCCCUUUUGCUGGUUCGCUCCCCAGAUGUCUACGUCAGCCAGGACUGGGCUGGGACUGAAGCUGGGAGCUGGGAGCUCACACAGGUCUCCCAUGUGGCUAGUAGGAACCCAACUACUUCAGGCAUUACCUGCUGCCCCCGAGGUCUGCAUUAUUAAGAAGCUGGAAUCGGGCUAGAGCUGAGAAUUGAGCCCAGGCACUCCGAUGUGGCAUGUGGGCACCUUACCCCAUGUUUUACCUCUAGGCCACAAGCAUACCCUACAGCUUGUAUUUUUAAUGUGAAAUAAAUUUGUGGAAACUUUGUAUUUUACGUGUAGCGAGUCCCUGAAUUCUGAAGGGAUAAAUGUUCUGAAUCCAUUCUGGAGCAAGAGUUAAAAUAUUUCAAAAUUGCGUAUAUGAAGUUUUUCAACAAAGCAUAGUUUGCAAGAUGAUGUCUGCCAACAAUUUCCUUAAUGUAUGUCAUUAUCUUUUCUUCAUAGCUUGAGUCAGACACUGAAUGCCUAGUGUGUGUUAGGUGUGGAAGGUGGGAGGAGCUACAGCUGACAGGGAACUGUGAUACCGCACAGCGUGCCUUCUGGAGCCAGCAUGGGAGGCUGAUGGAAGUCACAGGAACACUCAGGUGUGGCAGGCACUGCCUGAGAGAGCAGCGAUGCCGUGAGGAGGUGCAGCAGUGAGCACUAAACCUGACCUGCAGUUACUUCCUGGGACAGGACCUGUCCGUGGCACAGGCCCGUCCACCUUCACCACUAGAAAAUGGGCAGGAAUGGUAAAACAGCUGGAUCGGAAGUGGAGCAGCCAGGACCUGAACGGGCGCUCUGAUAUGAGAUGCCAAUGUUGCAAACAGUUACAAACUACUGUGCCAAGUACUUAGCAGUUAGCCUCUCUGACCUUCAUCACGCAGUAACUGGUUGUUUUACUUAUACCUGUGGCCAAAUCUGAGUAUCUCCAGAUACACAAUACUCUCUUAGGCCUAUGUGUUUCUAUUUGAGGAUUUUUUCAUAAGCAAGACUUUUUCCUUUUAAUUGAAAAUUGAUUUGGACAUAAAUGCGUGGCAUUAUGCUCUUCUUUCUGCUUUGAAGCCCCUACUACCACCUCUGUCCUUACUUCUAACAAGUUGUGUCUGUCCAGACCUUCAGGCUUCAAUAAAAACUCACCCUCUAUACUGGUGUGAAGACAUCGUAAUCAUCCUCAGGUUUAGGGGAGGCCCAGAGAAGUUAAACGGGGCAUUCAGAGUAGUCAGAAUUCUGUUCUCUUUCUCUCUCAAUUUUUAUUUCUUCCUUAGAAAGAGAAAGAGAAAGCUCCUAUAUGCUGCUUCACUCCUCAAAUGCCCACAGUGGCCUGGGCUUUGGUGGAUGAAAGCCAGGAUCCAAGAACUCAAUCCAAGUGCCCCACACCAAUAACAGGAACCCAGUUACUUAAACCAUCACCACUGCUUGCCAGGGUUUGCAUUAGCAGGCAGCUGGAGUCAGAACUUGGAAGUGGGGAUAAAACCCAGCCAUUCCCCUAUGUGCUUGUGGGCACCUUAAACACAGGCUGAGUGCCUGCCAGCUGGUCCUCGCAAAUUGAUGUCAUGUAUAUGUAGAGUGAGACUGUGGGUCCUUAAGGUUACAGGCAGCCGGGGACGUGUGCAGCGAGCUCUGGGAGCCAGAGCUCCGGGAGUGCUCUCUUCCCAGAAAUCUCGGGACUGCAUUCAGCAGUGGCAGUGGCAAAGGGUCUCACAAAGAGACACUCGCUCGAAGGACCAGGAAGGGAGACAGAGUUGGGUGAGGAGAAGCCGAGGAGCUCAAGCUGCAGCUGCACCCACUUCCCUCUGGGAUUUUUUGGGGGGGUCCAUUUGUGUACUUAUUCACUCAACAGUCAUCUCUUUAUUUUUUCAGUAGUUGCACUGGGCAUGACUCUGGCAGAGACGAGUGAGCUGUGAUCCCUGCCCCAACGGCAUAUUUAUUUUGGUGAGGGAGAUAGACGGCAAACAAAUUCCGCGGUUAGUGUUUAAUGUCUGUAAUAAGUGGACGAAAGAGAGACUCUGGAUACUUUGGAGACCGACUUGGCCACCUGCGGAGCAGUGCUGGGGGGACGACAGCUGAGUGGAGACCCCAAGAAUGGGAUGGCUGGAGCCGUGCCAGCUGAGGGCCCUGGGGCAGAGAGAGUGUGCGAAGGUUCGAGGAAUCUAAGGCCACAAUACCCUCCUCGCUAGCACACACGUCCCUGGCCUCCCAGUGUGCACCUUAUUAGUGGAACUUCCCAUUGCUUCUCAAAGCCUUCUCGUACCCAAUAAGACAAUCCUGCAGUCUUCCUGAGGUAAAUUUAAAAAAAAAUUAUGCUGCAGGAAGUUUAAUAAUAGGCACAAUUCCUGCAAUGCUGUUUUCUUUUCCCCGGAGAGCUGGGGCAGGGUGGAGAAUGGAGGCUUUUAGGGAAUCAGUGGGAAGAAGCUCUUGGAGUUUGGGAGUGAAUCCGUGUUAAACUCCUUGGGCUCCGAGAACUUACUGAAUGUUUUGGUUCUGUCAGGUCUGCUGACUGCUGUGCGCCGAGGCUGUGUUAAUGCAGAAGUCCCAGGCUUUGCCCCAGUGAGUUGCUCAGGAUCUACCUGAACCUUAAUGCUCACUAACCCAGGAUGGGGCAGAGGGGUUGAAGUGCCAGGUACCAACAGGAUCGGGGCCAGGACGUCGAACAUUCGGAUGCCAGCCACAUGGGUGCAUGCUCCAGCCUGGGACUUCCUUCUGGGAUUCUCGGUGCUUUGCAGGCAGGUGCUGGAAGGUUAGAGGACACCCCUCCUGCCCCCAUGCAGCUGAUGUGUGAUGAUUGGAUUGGGGAGCCUUGGUUAGGAGCCAAGGGACAUACAUUACUAUGCAGAGCGUGACCAGUGAAUUGUAAUGAGCUGAAGUAAGGCUUAAUUUUCUCUUCUAUCCAUCCACAAUGAAAAGCUGUUGAAUGUCAAAUAUGGUUUGCAACUUUGAAGUGAAAAUGUUUCCUGCCACAUGCCAUGCAGUUGAGCAAGUCCACACCUGUUCAUCUGGUCGUGGAUUAGCAGAAAGAAUGAAAGAGAAAAACUGUGUGCCUUUGAGCUAAGGUGUUUUCAAUACUUAUUACCCCGAUGCCCUGCAUGGCGCUCACUUUCUCUGCUGUUUUCCUUUCAUCUUGAUGCUGUAAGCAACGUGCCGCCUUCCCUAUGGAACAGUGCAGGUCUCGUGGAAAGGGCUCAGUGACUCCAGUUCAGCUGACCAGAUCUUCAGAAGAGCUGUUUACUACACAGGAAGCAAAGGCGGACGAAUUCCCCGGCACAGUGGCAUCUCCCAAGAAUUUCCUUUACUCUUCCCCUUGAACCUGUGGCUUGUGUUCUUCAAGUUAGCCCCUAGAAUAAGUGGGAAAGUAAGUGGCUUUAUAGCUUCAUGCUAGAUCUGAGAGAAGUAUUUACAAAUCUCUAUCCAGAACAAAACUGUGAAAGCUGGUUUUUAAAGAUUUAUUUACUUGAAAGGUAGAGUUAUAGAGAGAGAGAAAGAGAUCUUCCACCCACUGGUUCACUCCCCAAAUGGCCACAACAGCUGGGACUGGUUCAAGAUGAAGCCAGGAGGCUGGAACUCCAUCUGGGUCUGCUGUGUGGAUGGCAGGGCCCAGCCACUUGGGCCAACUUGCAUUGCUUUCCCAGGUGCAUCAGCAGGAAGCUGGAUCAGAAGAGGAGCAGCCAGGAUUCUAACUGACUCUCAUUUUGGAUGCUAGUACUGCACGUGGUAGCUUAACCUGCACAAUACUAGCCCCUUGUGAAAGCUUUAAUACUAAGUCAAAGUAGCAAAGCUGACUUCUCCUGUCUGUGGCUUCUUUGCUUUUGUAGCCUGGAAACUGAACUGGUGCUGUUUUUGAAUUAGAAAAAGAUUUUGUGGUUUUUCUCCAAACACCUGUCUCCAUUAAUAAAUAAAUAAAAUAAAAAGAUUAUAGGGAAAACUCAAAGUUCUGUAAUAGUUAAAAAAAAAUCACAAGUAUUAUUCAUUUUAUACACCUACCAAUGACAAUGUACUUAAAAUGCCGUAUCGGAACAGUUGUGCAACUUCUCAAUUUGAUAGCUUUUCUAAAAAGCAUAACCAGCCUUCCAUAAAUGUAAUGAAAGCUUUUUUCAUAUUAGAGGCAUGUUAUUGGGAGAUGGAAUGUUUCCUUCUCUCUCCGUAACUGCGCUGUGAUUAAAUAUUGACUAAGAGCCAGGAGUUGACGGCCAGCAGCCUCGCCCUGGUGAAUGCUGCUGUGUGGGGCUGAAUAUGAACACCAGGCUGGUACCCCGCAGGGCCCUGGCCUUCUUUGGGAAGUAGGGAGCAGGCGAGUUGUGUGAGUUAUGCAUGACGUAUCCAUUCAAGUGCUGCAAUAGAAGGGUAUAAUUCGACACAAGUAAUUCCUUAAAAAGCAGCUCCCAUAGGGUCCAGAGAAAAAUGUAUUUCCCUAAUCAAUCUGAAUAAUAAAGAGGCUUUUAGAAAUCUUAACAAAACAUCCAGGCUGAAGGCUGCUGUUUGCAGAAACAAAAGAGCUGUCCAUCAUAGGGACAGCUUCUGCUUUCAUAAUGGCUGCUUGGUUUAUGUGAAACAAAUUGGUCGAAAUCAUCAGGUUUAUUUCUGGGACACAAAUAUUUGGGAAAUUUCAGCACAUCUUCUGUGUCUUUGUCAUAUGUGCAUUUCUUUUUCCAGAGUCUGACCGUUUAAAAUAUGCACUUGGUCAUGUCUGUCUCUCUGAAAGGGAAAAUUAGAUGUUUUGCUUCCUUUCUGAAAGAAAAUAAUCAUCAUUGCAUUCUUUGCUGUUAAUAAGGCUUAAUAUAAGAUCUAAUUAUUUUUAUUCUAAGACUUUUAAACUCUGCAACAGAUACCUGGAAGACUCACUCACCAGCUGUCCCUUUCUGUUUAUAGACAAAAUGAAGCCAAAUCUGAUUAUUCUAUGUAAGUCAGAAAGAUUUCAGCAUGGAUCUCCUGUUUAGCAAAUAAAGUCAGCUUUAAAGUCCGCUUUUUAUUCCAGCAAAAUUUUAUGGACAUUUCCUAACCUCUAAAUUGGCUCGAACUCUCUUUUUAUAACAGUCGUCUAAGCAUCUGUAUCACCCUCGUCAAGGUGUAGUGUAAUUAAAAGAUACUUCUCAGAUGACUCAGGGUUAACCAGAAGGGGAUCCCUGUGGAUUUGAGUUGUCUAAUCCCUCUAAGAGGCAUUUGCAUGCCUAUGAAAGUUCUUUUCUUUCCCUUAAAUGUCCAUGAGUCUGUCUUCCCCAGGAAAUGCGCUGAGAAAUGCAUUUGGUGCAGCUGACAUGUGAUGAGAAGCAAUGGUCAUAAAUCAUGCUUUAGUUCCUCACUUUCAGUCAGAAGCACAGAACUGACUCAGAGACGUCUGAGUUAAGUGUGCAUGUGUGGGGGUGGGCGUCAGCAGAAUUAACCCUCAGCUGGGCCAGUAACAGUGCGCAGACUCUUCUUUGGGGUCUUGGUGCACAAGAAAAAAUACAGAUAAGUGAAUGAUCCCUUUCUUUUGAAAAACCCCAAAUUUUUGUAAAAACUAAAGGGAGCAUUGAGGUCAGAUUUUUUAAAGAUACAUUUAUUUGAGGGACUGGCAUUGAAGCGCAGAGGGUAAUGUUGCCAUCUGUGACACCAGCAUCCCAUAUGGGCACUUAGUCCCAGCUACUCCACUUCUGACCCAGCUGUCUGCUAAUGCACCUGGGAAAGUAACAGAAGAUGGCCCAAGUGCUUGGGCCCCUGCCACCCAUGUGGGAGACCCCAUUGGAGUUCCAGGUUCCUGGCUUCAGCGUGGCUCAGCUCUAGCUCUUGCAGCCAUUUGGGAAGUGAACCAGAGGAUGAAAAAUCUCUGUGCCAUUCUGCCUUUCAAAUAAGUAAAUCUUAGAGAGAGAGAGAGAGAGAGAGAGAGAGAUCUACUUGCUGGUUCACUCCCAAAUGACUGCAACAGGCAGGGCUGGACCAGGCCGAAGCCAGGAAUCUGGAACUCAGCUGGGUCUCCCACCUGGAAGGCAGGGGUGCUUGGGCCAUCUUCCGCUGCUUUCCCAGAAACAUUAGCACGGAGCUGGAUCGGAACAGGAUAGGAAGUGAAUCAGCCAGGACUCAAACCAGUGUUCAUGUGGGAUACUGACUUUCCAGGCAGAAGCUUUACCUGCUGUGCCACAGUGCCAGCCCCUUGAGGUAAGUUUUGAAGGAAAAAAACUUUCGGGCUGGCGCCAUGGCUCACUAGGCUAAUCCUCCGCCUGCGGCACCAGCACACCGGGUUCUAGUCCUGGUUGGGGUGCCGGAUUCUGUCCCAGUUGCUCUUCUUCCAGUCCAGCUCUCUGCUGUGGCCUGGGAAGGCAGUGGAGGAUGGCCCAAGUGCUUGGGCCCUGCACACGCAUGGGAGACCAGGAGGAAGCACCUGGCUCCUGGCUUCAGAUUGGCGCAGCACACCGGCCGUAGCAGCCACUUGGGGGUGAACCAAUGGAAAAGGAAGAUCUUUCUCUCUGUCUCUCUCUCUCUCUCUCUCUCACUAACUCUGCCUGUAAAAAAAAAAAAAAAAAAAAAAAGGAAAAAAACUCCCAAGCAGACACAGCCUGCAAAGGGAGUGUGGAUAGGUGUGCGACUGACUAGCUUUGGUGUUGACUGCCGUAGAGAAGGCUUGUUGGGGAUUGACUUUGGUUCUGAUCCUGUACCAAGGAACACAGUGUGUAUCCAUUUUUUCAGUAAAACGAUUGAGAGCAACAAGACCUAGGACGAUGUAGUGACUUUCACGCAGCUAGGAAGUGGCUGAGUUAGAAUUCCACAUCCACAGUGCCAUAGUUCAAGAUCUAUUGCAGAGUAGCUCUCUAGUGGUGUGAUGUGGAGUGGGAACCUGUGCCUGCCCUCCUGUGCAUUUUGCUGGGUUUUGGUUGUCUUUGUAAACAUUAGAUGCUGCUGAGUGAUUUCCCUCUGCUUUUUCAAUACUAUUUACCCCCGCAUAUCUCACACACACCUGCUGAAUCCCGUGUGUUCCUUCUCUGGAUGAGGAGUGGUGGUCAGCCUUACCUGGGUCCUGCCCAGAGCCUGCUGCUGGGAAGCGCUCAGUGAGCUGAAUGGAUUCCUACUGAAAUAAUGAAUCCCUUUGCUCACACACACACACAUGUAUGUUAUAUACAUGUUAUACAUAUAUAUGUGUAUAUGUUAUGUAUGUUAUACAUAUAUAUAUAUAUAUGAUUGGAGAACAAAUCCAACAAACAGAUUCUUAGCUUUUUUUUUCUUCUGGGAGAACUGCUUUUUGGUUUUAACAGGGCUUUUGAAAAUUCAGCCUAAGGGCUGACUUCUGUACUGAGAAUACACACGUGGAGUCCCCCUUUUUGGCCAUCUACUAUGUUUGCACCAGUUCCCCUCUUCUGAGCCUGAAUUUGGCCAGCCAGCACCAAACACCUGUCAUAGUUUCAAAGAACCCUGACUUAGGCUUAGGUCGAAGGAAUGAAGAAAGUUAACUGAGGCAUGUUUACAUUUUCUGAUUGUGUGUGGCAACUAGAGUUACCAUCCCAGAACGCUUUAAAAUAAUCUGAUCGAGAUGACUUUUGGCCCACUUUCAGUGGUGUUAGGUGUCAGCACAGUCCCUGCAGUCUGGAGACAGCCCUGACUUUGCUCCCAGUUAGCUGACCCCUGUUGAGUGUAACUGGAACAUCUGUGAAUUCUGUGCCCUUUUCAAGGAAGCACAUUCUUAGAUUACUGUCUUGGGGCAGACCUAAAAAAGAUACUAUUUGACACUAUAUUUUCAAUUUUACUCUUUCCAGAAAAAUAGCAUACUGGUAAGAAUCUACUGUAAAUGCUUUUUCUAGAGACAAACUAAGCUUAAUGGAAAUGACAAGAGGUAGUCAUUGCACUGAAAACAGUGGGUUCUGGGGCUGGGACCAACAGCUUCAGAAUGACUUGCUGAAUGUCAAGCAGUCUUCUCUUGUAAGACAUUAAACACAAAGAUAUCACAGGUCCUGAGUGUGAUUUCCUCCUGAUUCAUCCAUACACUCUAGAACAUUCCUAUGAUAGGUUUAUUGCCCACAGGAAUUUAUUGGGGGUAUCCUUCAAGGUGAACCAUUUUCCAUUGGCCUGUCUCAGGGUCAAGUUAUCCACUUCCCUUUCUCAGUGAGUUUACCAUAGUUCAUUCAUUCAUCCAGAGUUUAUAGAGAGUUUAUCUGCUGUAUAGUAGGCACUGAGCACACAUGCUGGGGAAAAGAAAAACACCCCACAUGUAAAAUCUUCCUCUUAAUGUGGGACACAUGUAUUAAACCUGUGAACCCUCCUCACCCCGUAAGAGUUAGGGUGCUUCAGAGCAACAGCAUCACUAGAAUGUGUGUGUGUGUGUGUGUGUGUAUAGAGGAAGAAAUUUAUUUUAAGGAAUUGGCUCAUGCGGUUGUAUGGGGCUGGCAAGUCUAGGUGGGCAGGCUUGGAAAUUCCAGUGAGUGCUGUUGCUGUCUUGAGUCCAGAGGCCGUCUGGAAGCAGAGUUCAUUCCUCUUCAGGGGACUCAGUCUUUGCUCUUGUCUUCAAUUGAUAGGAUGAGACUGACCCACUUUCUAGAGAUUAAUCUGCUUUCCUCAAAGUUAACAGAUGUAAAUGUUAAUCCACAUCAGGAAAGUACCAUCGCAGCCAUGUCCAGCCUGCUAUUUGACCAAAGCAACUGUGCAUCUUGACCUAGCCAAGUUGAUACAUAAAGUUAACCAUCACUUGUAUUCCCUCCCUCAUCUCCAAACCACUGUGUCCGUUCAGUGUUUAGUGGCUCUCGAAUUUGAGCAUGUGUCAAAAUCUCCUGGAACAUUUGCUAAACACAGAUUGUUGCUCCCCACCACCUCCUGGCCCAGUGAUUCAGGAGGUCUAGGGUGUGACGUUUCUGACACGUCCCAGAUGAUGCAAAUGCUACUGGUCCAGAGACCACACUUGGAGAACCACUGGUCUGUUUAAUCCAGGGUCUGUCCCCUAACUUCAUGACUCAGAAACUGAUCUUGUGAUUCUAAGGACUGUUUUAUUUCUGAUAGGUGGCCCAAAUCAACCAAGAGUACGGUGCUGUGUAAAAUGUCAAUCCAAAUUGAUUAAUUUAUAAAAGAACUAAAACCACCCCAGUAAGCAGAAUAAUCCUAUCAGUGUUAGGUGGACCGUGUGCCCUGGGCAGCUCGAUGGGAUGCUACAGUCCAAAGGAGUUGGGGAUCUGUUUGCUGCCAUCGCUCCCACCACAGGGAGGGUCAGAUGCUCAUUGCCCACUGCCAAAGUCUGUUCUCUCUGGAUUAUGAUGAGGACAUUGCUUGGGGAAUGGAUGCUUGAAGUGGGGAGGCUCAACUUGGACUAAUCUGAAGAAUGCUUCUCUCUGCUCUGCAGACCUUACCCAGUGUAGGGCUCAAAGUCCACAGAGACUGGCAAUGCUUUUAGCGUAUCAUUAAAAGUUAGUCUGUAUAAAAACUUUUUGUUAGGUGUAACAUACACUGUUUGUUUGAAAGGGGAGCUUGGGCAGCAUGAGAAUAAGUGAGCCUAUAUUCUUUCCAGGUUGGGUUUCCUUUCUUAGGUAGAAUUUGAGUGAAGUUACAAUCUCCCUAUAAAACAUUGUUUGCAUCUUUAUACAUUGAGGGCACUUGACUUUGGAAAAACAUUUGUACAUAUCAUAUUUUGAAAACUUCUUGUGUUCAUUUAGAAGGCAUUUUUUCCCACUAAGCUUUGGCUUUCUGACUGUGUGUGCUAUUUGAAGGUUUUAUAUUAAGAACAAAGCUUCUAAAUAAAAACCAUUGAACCAAAUUGUGUUACAAAAAUAUUUUGUAUAUAUUAUUGGUUUGGAUCUUCUUUUUUAAGAAUCUUUUUAAAAAAUAUUUAUUUAUUUGAAAGGCAAAAUUAAAGAGAGAGAGAGAGGUGUUUUCCGUCUACUGGUUCACUCCCCAAAUGACCACAACAGCCAGGGCUGGACCAGACUGAAGCCAGGAGUACAGGGACCCAAGGACUUGGGCCAUCUUCUGUUGCCUUCCCAGGCACAUGAGUAGGAAGCUGAAUCGGAAGCAGAUCAGCCCAGACUUGAACCAGUAUAGUAUGCCAGUGUCAUAAGGGGUGGCUUCAUCCUCUGUACCACAUGCUACCCCAAUUUUGGCCUUUUGAAUAAAACUAGUUCUGAAAAAUCAGAAUGUGGGCUGAAUCCACAUUGACUCCACACCUUGCUUGCAUUGAACAACAACUUCUUCUUCUUCUUCUUCUUCUUCUUCUUCUUCUUCUUCUUCUUCUUUUUUUUUUUUUAAGAUUUCUUUAUUUAUUUGAAUGUCAGAGUUGAGAAGGAGAGGCAGAGAGAGAGAGGUCUUCCAUCUGCUGGUUCACUCCCCAGUUGGCUGCAACAGCCAGAGCUGUACCAAUCUGAAGCCAGGAGCCAGGAGCUACCUCUGUGUCUCCCACAGGGUGUAGGGACCCAAGGACUUGAGCCAUCUUCUACUGCUUUCCCAGGCCCUAGCAGAGAGCUGGAUUGGAAGUGGAGCAGCCGGGACUUGAACCAGUGCCCAUAUGGGAUGCCGGCGCCUCAGGCGGCAGCUUUACCUGUUAUGCCACACACCCCUGCAUUCAACUUCUUGUGAAAGACAAUUGAAUAAACAUCCUUAGACAUGAGAAUGUAGUGGCCUUGGAACUCCCACGACUUUAUUGUCCUCAAGAUGCUGGAAGAGGACAAGGAGGGCCAGUCUAGCACAAUAACAAGUAGAUUUGCAUCAAACUCAGCUGUGUGGUAUAAGGGAGGUGCAUUCUCCUAUUUAACCUUCCAGUCUUGUUGUCAUGGCAGUCCAAGCUCCAGACAACAAACAGACCAUGCUAAGAAUUUCAGGGAGCAGUUUGGAUACAAGGAAUUGGCUGUACAGGGAAGGAAGACUCAGAGAGCAAGACGUGGACGCUGAGCUAACCAAGAGCCUCGGAGCUGCAAGAGGCAGCCACACCCCUAGGACUGAGGUAGCAAAGGGCAGAGGUGACAGUGCCAGCUCCUUCCUGGGAGGUGCCUCCCGUGGCAUCCCAGUCUGAGUCCCAUCACAGGAAGGUUGCCCUGCCACACGCGCCCUGUGCAGCUGCUGGGGUGUCCACAGGGCCUGGACCUCACCAGGCACAUCCUUCCUCCCUUCCCACAGGCCAGUCCUCUGCUGGUGUCCCCCACCGGGCAGAUCCAGCAGGGCGCCAGGCGACAGAGGAGCCUGGGAAAUGUCCCUUGCACAAGCUCGGUGGCACGGAGCAGAGGCCCAUAGCUCUUCCUUCCAUACAAAGUGUCUCGGGGGAAGGGGUGUUAGUGACAGAGGCUCUUAUUUACAAAGGCAAGGAGGGAGCCUAUUAAUCUGUUUCAGUUACCCUACAGAGUCUUCCCCAGUCGUUACUGGGAGGUACUUGUAGAUUAAUGAGGAAAAGAAAAACCUCAGCUCGCUUUUAAAUCCCACAGGAUAGAUUGCUAUCGAAUAUUACAGUUCCCAGAGAAUGGGACGCCGUGUAAUAUCUCUCAUUUAGAUUUUGAGAUAUUUCAAAAACUUGUGUCCAUGUUUGGGCGUGAAACUGCACCCUCAUAAUAGCUAUUCUUAUCUGUAUGUCGAUCCUGUGCCUUAACAAAAUGGUUUCAUUUUCUUCUAAAGAUUAAAAUUCCAUGGGCAUCUUUUUGCUACAAUUCCUUUGUUCAUUUCUAGAGAUGAUGGAGUUGGUACGGAUAGGGUUGUCCUUGUAUUGUCUUCAGCACUGUUCAAUAAGCCUUUAUUAAGGCCUAUCAAAUGCCAGGCUGUGUCUCAAAGAUGUGGAGGCAGAGGAGAGCUGGGUGGUGGGGAAGAGCUUGGCUUUGGGCAUAGGACAGACUUGGCUUUGAGUUCCAGCUUUGUCCGUUCAAAGCUACUUACCCUGUUGAGCUCGAUGUCUUCGUCUCCAACAUGAGUCUAGAUGCUAGUAAUGAAGUGUUUGUGCACUACUAGUGAUGUGGUAAGGUACAAAAAUUUGUGCCAAAAUAAAGUUAGCUUUUCAUUCUAUUUCCUGUGAACUUUUGAAGUUCCCAUGUGUGGUAAAGCACUUGACACCAUUCUGGAACUGCUUCAUUAAGUAUAUCAUGUUAUUUUUAUUGUCAUUUUGAUAAGCAGUCAUAGUUUUGGUAAACUUUCUAGACACUAUUAAACUUAAAAUUUUUUUUUUGAGAGAGGUUCUUUUCUUAAAAAUUAAUUUAUUUGAAAGGCAGAGUUACAGAGAGAGAGGGAGAGACAGAUCUUCCAUCCACUGAUUCACUCCCUAAAUAGCUGCAGUGACUGGGGCUGGGCCAGGCAGAAACCAGGAGCCAAGAGCUUGGGUGCAGGGGCCCAGGGACUUGGGCCAUCUUCUGCUGCUUUCCCAGGCCAUUUGUGGAAAUGGGCAGACAGGACUCAAAGUGGCACCCACACGGAAAGCUGGUGCUGCAGACAGUGGUUUUAAUUGCUACUCCCCAAUGCAAGCUUAGAUGUUUGUAUUUCAUUCAUGUAGCUAGCAUUUUAAUUUAUUGGUUUUUAGUUAUUGGCCUAGAGAGGCUUGUUUAUUUUAAAAUUAUUUGUUUUGGAUCUAUACAGUUCCUUGCUCUCAGAAGGAUUUGAGGUGAUUGGCUUGUCAUUUAUAAAGUUUUUGUAAGAUAAUUUAAAAAAUAAUUCAAGUACUUUAAUCAUUUUUCAGGCCUUUGUUUUUUUAUAUUUACUUGUAGGUUGAUAGCCAGUUCAUCAUAAUGGAGAUUUGGUGUGGGGUUGGAUGGGGAGAUGUGUUCCGUUCUAGUGAAUUGAAAUUAUUAAGGGGCUGGCACUGUGGCAUAGUGGGUAAAGCCACCACCUCCAGUGCCACCAUCCCAUAUGGGCACUGGUUCAAGUCCCAGCUGCUCUACUUCCAAUCCAGCUCUCUGCUAUGGCAGAGUGGAAGAUGGCUCUGGCUCCUGGCUCCUGACUUUGGAUUGGUGCAGCUCUGGCCGUUGUAGCUAAUUGGAGAGUGAACCAGUGGAUGGAAGACCUCUCUCUCUCUCUCUCUCACUCUGGCUCUCUCUGCCUCUCCUUCUCUCUUACUUCAGAUAAAUAAACAAAUCUUAAAAAAAAGAGAAAUUAUUAAAAGGAAUUAGGAUUCUGUUUUUAACUAAACAGAAAUUUGGCCACAACCUUAGGCAAACUGUUUUAUUCCCUUUGCUUGUCUCCUUUCCGUGUUUGUUGUUUCCUCGAGUUACAGUGGUCUUCUAAGGAUGGAUGAGAAGACUUAUAAAUAGCAUAGAAGAAGACUUGGAAGUAACUUACCCUGCUUUUGUUAGUAUGGAGUUGGUCCUUACACCUGCCCAUCUGCCAUAGUUCUUGAGAACUUUUUACCUAUUCAUAUCCAAGGCAUCUCUCCUUUACCCUGAGAUUCAUUUUGGACCCUGCCAUUGCGAGUGUGUGAUCUGCCUAUCUAUCUCUCCAUCUGUUGUCUGUAGCUAAACUCCCUAGGUGGAGCCAACAUACAUCCAGUCAAAAGUAGUGAAAUAAAGAUAAAGCCAUUUAUUACAUUGUAUCUCUUACCCAUUCCAUUACUUACUGAAUAUAGGAACAUAUACUAGUUUCCAGUGGCUGGUAUAAUAUUUUACCACCAGCUUGGUGGCCUAAAACAGCCCAUAGUUCUGGAGGCCAGAAGUCUGCAGUGGUUUUACAGGGCUGAAGUCAAGUUGUUGUCAGGGUUGAUUGCUUCUGGAGGCCCUGAAGGAGAGCAUGUGCUGUGAACUUUUCCAGGGCCCAGAGACUGUCUGCAUCCCUGGGAUCAUUCAUGAUCUGUCUUACUCCAUUUUUUUAUUGUUAUAAUAAAGUACCUAAGAUUGGACCAUUUGUAAAGGUUUUUUUAGCCCAUGGUUCUGGAGGCUGGAAGUCCAAGGGCAUGGAAUGGGCUGGGGAGGGCUGCUUGAUGCAUCCUAAUGUGGUGGUGAGAUAGAGCAAGCAACCCUGCUAAUCCAUUAGCCCAUGAAUGAACUGAUGACCCAGUCACUUCCCAAAGUUUCCAUCUCUCUACAUCGCUGCACUGGGGACCAAGUUCCCGACUCGUGGAAUCUGGGGCACACGUUCAAACCACAGCAUGGCCCACAUCACUCCCGAUUUCUGCUUUUGUGUUCCAUCUCCUAGGCUCUCCUGCUUUCCUUUUACAACAGGGGUGGGAACCUUUUUUUCUGCCAGGGGCCACUUGGAUAGUUAUAGCAUCGUUCACAGGCAACACAAAAUUGCCAACUUAGAAAUUAGCCUGCUAUAGAUUUAUUGAAUUUUGAGUCCUGCCUGCAGUUGCCUAGGCAAGGCCAGACCAAACGAUUUUGCAUGCCUUAUAAAGACGAAGGGCUGGGCGUUCCCCACCCCUGUUUUAUACUCACCCAUGUAAUUACACUGAGGCCAGUUUUAUAAUCCAGGAUACUCUCCUCAUCUCCAGAACCUUAAUCUAACCCACGAAGUCCUGAUUGCCGUGUAAUGUAAUAUAGUCACAGGUACAUGGGAUUAGGUCAUAGACAUGGUCUGGGGACAGGGGGGAGCAGUACUCUGUCACAGCAAGAGAAAUUCAAAUCCCCCCACUUUUUGCAUUUGAGUACAGAAAACUUUUGUGUCAGCCAAGCUUCCUUUCUCUACAGUUUCUAAUAGGCAAGAGGAGAAUAGUGUUUAAAAACUGGAGGUCAAAAUACCAAGUUCAGAAUUUUAAUUUUACUGAUUUUUUUUUUUUACAAAACUCUUACCAACUUAAAAUUUCCAAUGCCUUAGGAACUUGCUUCAGACACAGAUCGCAUGGGGAUAGGCAUUUGGCACAAUGGUUAACAUGCUUAUUAGCACACUUGGGUUCCCAUAUCAGAGGGUCUAGAUUCAAGUCAGAGUUCUGUUUCUGAUUCUAGCUUCUUGCUAAUAUGAACCCUGGGAGGCAGCAGGUGAUGGCUCAAGUACAUGAGUCCCUGCCAUGCACAUGGAAGACCUAGCUUGAGUUCUGUGCUUCUGGCUUCAGCCUGGCCCAGAGUGAACCAGUGAAAGGGAGCUUUCUCUCUCUGCCUCGCUGCCACUCUGCCUUUCAAAUGGAAGGAAAGAAUAUAGGAAGGGAGGGAGUGGGGGAGGGAGGACAGGGUAGAUUGCAUAGUAUUUGAAUCUUACCAGCUCUGAAAUUGAUGCACUGUUGAAGUUUCCCUCUGGUAGGGCACUUUCCUGUUACUAAACAAUGGUUCUCAGCAAGGAGUAGUAGCUAUGGCUUCUUCUUGAAAUUCUUCCUCCAGCAAGUAUUUAUUGAGCACUAAGGGGUAUUGGGUCACUGGACUCAAAAAGACUGGAAUCUUGAUCUCCAGCUCAAGGUCAAAUAACCCACCCCAGUGGUCAGUAUAGUUGUAUUCCAAUAAAAUUGAUUCUCUUUGUAAUCCAUUGGUUUUUACCAUGCUUGUGAAAAUAUCAUCGAGAGAAAGGGGUCCUUAAUCACACAAAAGCAGUUCAGGACUUCUGUGAGAGGCCAACAAAUGGGAUUAUACUAAAAUGGUGGAUCUCGCCAGAACAAUGACUAAGAGAUUCAGGAAGCUGCCUAAGAGGGGGAACAAGCUCCUGGCAGCAGAUCUCAACUCCACUUGCUUAUUGGGAUGAUGAUGGGUGGCCAUGAGAUGGUACCCUCUUUUUUUAUGAUUUUAUUUAUUUAUUUGAGAGGUAGAAUUACAGACAGUGAGAGGGACAGAGAGAAAGGUCUUCCAUCUGCUGGUUCACUCCCCAGUUGACUGCAAUGGCCAGAGCUGCACCCAUCCAAAGCCAGGAGCCAGGAGCUUCUCCUGGGUCUCCCACAUGGGUGCAGGAGCCCAAGGACUUGAGCCAUCUUCUACUGCUUUCCAGGCCACAGCAGAGAGCUGGAUUGGAAGAGAAGCAGCUGGGACUAGAACCGGCACUGACAUGGGAUGCUGGCAUCGCAGGUGGAGGAUUAACCUGUGCCACAGUGCCAGCCCUAGAUGGUACCCUCUUGAGAGUACCAGUGCCUGGGACCUACCCCCCCCCCCCAAAUAUUCUGGUUAAAUUGGUCUGUGGAAGGGAGUGGUUGACAUCUAUCACAGUGGAAGUGGUGCCGAGUUCUGUCUUGUAGAAGUGAAGUAGAAUGAUUAGGUAUAAGAAAAUGUGGCAGAAGUCAAGGGCUCAGCAAAGGAGGUGUGACCAGUUCUCUAGAGCUGGGACAUAGACAGAGUCAGUAAGUCCCUUGGCUGACCCUACUUCAGCCCCAGUUCUGCUGCACUCAGCUAGACUGUGACCUUUGAGUAGAAUAGAACCAAACUUGGCCACUUGGCAGCUCCACAAACUUCUCUUCCUUCUUCAGCCAGCUCUUUUCCUUGUAGGGAAGAUAGAUUUCUGAUGGUUAAGAAUGUGGGCAUGAGCUAGCCUGCUUGGGGGCUGAUGCCAGCUCCAGCACCAUGCAGUCUUUGGAAAUUUGCUUAAUCUCUCUGCCUGUUUCAUUUCCCCAUGGAUAAAACUUCUAGGAUAGUAUGAACACCUGACUAUUGCUGGCUUGCAGAUGCUAAGUACCCAAGAUAUCUCAGGGGUUAGGGGGCAGAGGUGGGUGUCUAAGUGGCAAACAGUCAGGAUUGGGAGAUAAAGUAUGCAGUAGGCUCAGAGGGGAACCAAAUGAAGGAUUCACGUCAUUUAACCAGGUCAGAGGAGCAUCUGGAGGUGGGUCUCAGAAAAUAGUAAGAAUUUAUCAGGAGGCUGUGGGAGACAUUCCGGGCAAAGGAGACAGCACAUAGUGAAUUGUGGAGGCACAGGAGGGCAGGAUGCACUGGGUACCCUGAGCCGUGAAGUAGGUUGUGUUGAGGAAAGCUGAUGGUGAGAGAGAGCCGCGGAAUAGUGUUUCUCUGGGGUUUGGCUGCAUCCAGUGUGUAUUGAAAACAUUUGAUGUGCCGGGGCCAGUGCUGUGGCGCAGCGGGUUAACACCCUGGCCUGAAGCACUGGCAUCCCAUAUGGGUGCUGGUUCUAGUCCCGGCUGCUCCACUUCCUAUCCAGCUCUCUGCUGUGGUCUGGGAAAGCAGAGGAAGAUGGUCCAAGUGCUUGGGUCCCUGUACCCACGUGGGAGACCUAGAAGAAGCUCCUGGCUCCUGGCUUCGGAUCGGCACAGCUCCGGCUGUUGUGGCCAAUUGGGGAGUGAACCGUGGGAUGGAAGACCUCUCUCUCUCUCUCCUUCUGCCUCUCCUUUCUCUGUGUAACUCUGCCUUUCAAAUAAAUCAAUAAAUCUUUUUUAGAAAAAAUUUGAUGUGCCAAUUCCAGGCCUCCUUCCAGGCAAAAUGAGGUAGAAUCACUGAGGUUAGGCUGGAUGUUUGGCAAAGCAGUUAAUAGACUGCUUGGGCCACCCACAUCGCAUGUCAAAGUGCCUGGUUCAAGUCCUGUCUCCACUUUCAAUUCCAGCUUCCUGCUGCUGCUUACCUUGGGAGGCAGCAAGUGAUGGCUCAAGUGCCUGGUCCCUGCUGCUGUGUGGGAGACAUGUAUUGAGUUUCCAGUUCUUGCUUUGGCCUUGACCCAGCCCUGGGUGCUGCUGGCCUUUAGGGAAUGAACCAGUGGAUGGAAAAUCUCUCUGCUCUGCCUCUCUGCCUUUCAGAUAAGUAAAAAAUAAACAUAAAUUAAAAUUUUUAAAUAUCCCUGAGGUUAGAGCCCAGCAAUUUGAAUUCUAAAUGAAGCAAACUAUUUGAAUAUAGGAAAACUAACGUCUGAGCCACAGACAAGGAUGCAAGCGACAGACGGCUCAUAGGGACCUGGUGUGUUGUGCUGGAGUCUUGGACUUGGGUAGAGCCUCUGCAGGCCACCUUUAGGUCUUCAGGAUGAUUACUGUGGACACACUGUAGAAAAUGAAUGAAAGGAGUAGGCAGGGGUGGCAGGGUCUGGUGGUAGCAUAAGAGCAUCUAGCAGGAGGUAACGGUCCUAGUGAAGACACCUGAGCCAAGAUUGGUGGCGGAGAGAGAAGGAUAGAGGCAUGCCUGUGAAUUAUCAGCACCUGUAUGGCAGGGAGCAUUGGGGAAUCAGAGAGGAGGCUGGGUUGCUGGUUGGCAUGAAGGGACCAGUUGGAACUCAGAGAGUCGAAGAGUUACAGAGAGGCAGAGAGAGAAAGAGAGAGAGAGAGAGAGAGAGGUCUUCCAUCCACUAGCUGUCAGAGAGAGAGAGAGAGAGAGAGGUCUUCCAUCCACUAGCUGCCGAAGUGCCACCAAUCUGAAGCCAGGAGCCAGGAGCUUCUUCUGGGUCUCCCAUGCGGGUACAGGGACCAAGCACUUGGGCCACAGCAGAGAGCUGGAUUGGAAGUGGAGCAGCUGGGACUUGAACCAGCGCCCAUAUGGGAUGCUGGCACUGCAGGCAGCAGCAUUAUCCAUUAUACCACCACACCAGCCCCUGAUACACAUUUCUUGCAAAGGAGAACUGUCAGGGAGGAGUAGUUGUGCACCCAUCUGUCCACGCUUCCCCAGGGGUUAAGCAGACGUGUAAACAGCAUGACUGGGGUAAUGCCAUGGGACAUCUGUGGAGAACAGAGAGAAAGCCAUCAGCAUAGCUCUGUCUCCUCCCCUUUCUGUGACACUUGCUAAGUAAUGAUAAAAAUCAAAAAGUGAUUUGAAGUUUUGGUUCAGGACACAAGUUUCAGUGCAAAGAGUUGAGAGCCAUUGUACUAUAGCAAAGUAUUGAUUUAUUAAAUACUCUGAUGACAGAGAAACCUGACAUUGACCAUGGAGAAAUGAUGUAAUAAUCAUUCAUCGAGAGUACCAAGGUCAAAAACCAUGAAAGGGAGAUAAAAAUUAAAACCAGCCAUGUUGUAUGUCAGGGAGGGAGACUGACACGUUCUGGAUAACCCCCGCAGUGUCUGUCUUUCAGAUGAUGUCAUCUCGUUGGAACAAGGACCUAAAUGACCAGCUAGUGAAUUAUUCCAUUUUUCCUGUGGUCUUUGUUCUUGAACUUUCUGUUGCUUAAGCGAUUCAGAUCUCCUUAUUCAGCUUUAAAGUUACAUUUAGCAAAAAGGGAUCAUUUUAGUUCCUCUAAGAUAGCGGGAGGCAAUGAUACGACUCAUUUCUGUAGGCUGGUAUUGGUAGGUUGAUUAUGUCAUUGCAUGCUUUUGAGCCUGAAUAUUUAACCCUGUUGCUAGCAAUAUCUGGUAGUUCAUUGUAAAGUGUGGCUUUAUUAGCUGCCCUUAGGUUUGAAUUUGCAGACAUUUGUAAUUUCCUAAAUCUUAAGUUUGUUCUUUAUUCCUUCCCAUUCUUGUUUUUGAAAGGAAUUAAACAUAAUAUUGAUUUCAUGAAGUGUCUUAUUGUAAACAGCACAUUUAUAGAAGUUAUUACUGAAAUGUCAUUAGACUAAUUUUGUGUUACAUUUUGAAACAAAAUGUUUUUUUAAAGGUUUUAUUUAUUUAUUGAGAGGCAGAGUUACAGCAGACAGAAGGAGAGACAGAGAGAGAAGUCUUCCAUCCACUGGUUCACUCCCCAGAUGGCUGCAACAGCCGGGAGCUAUGCAGAUCCAGAGCCAGGAGCCAGGAGCUUCUUCCAGGUCUCCCACGCAGGUGCAGGGGCCCAAGCACUUGGGCCAUCUUCCACUGCUUUCCCAGGCCAUAGCAGAGAGCUGGAUUGGAAGAGCAGCCAAGACACAAACUGGCACCUAUAUGGGAUUCUGAUACUUCAGGUGGAGGCUUAACCUACUAUGCCACAGCGCCGACCUUGCAAACUUUUUUUUUUUUAAAUAAAAAUCUACUUAGAAGUGUCAUUUACAUUAGGAUUAUAGACUCUAGAAAACUGGAAGUGCAAGGUGAUGAAAGCAAGUUUUGGAAUCAGCUGGAUGAUUCUAGUUCUUUUUUUUUUUUUUUUUUUUUUUUUUUUUUUGACAGGCAGAGUUAGACAGUGAGAGAGAGAGAGACACAGACAGAAAGGUCUUCCUUCCGUUGGUUCACCCCACAAAUGGCCACUAUGGCCUGCUGUGCUGAUCUGAAGCCAGGAGCCAGAUACUUCCUCCUAGUCUCCCAUGCGGGUGCAGGGCCCAAGGACUUGGGCCAUCCUCUACUGCCUUCCCAGGCCACAGCAGAGAGCUGGACUGGAAGAGAAGCAACCGGGACAGAAUCCGGCGCCCCAACCGAGACUAGAACCUGGAGUGCCGGCGCCGCAGGCGGAGGAUUAGCCUAGUGAGCUGAGGCACCUGCUGGUUCUAGUUCUUUCUGUGUCUUCUAGCUGUGUGACUUUGAGCAAAUUACUUGACCUUCUGUGCCUCAAUUUCUCUAUCUACAAAAUGGAUGUAUAAACAGUACUUACCCUCAAGAUAAAAAGAUAAAUUAUUUUUUACCACCAUCAUCAUCAUCAUCAUCAUUUACUCCAUUUUUGGAACAGCACAAAAAGCUUAUUUUUUCCAGAGGCCUACUGUGGUUUUCUGUACCUAGCUGUCUGUCAACAAAUUAAUGAAUCUCAGCUUUGGAAUUAGAAUGAUCCAGAAACUAAAGAGAAGGUGAUUUUUGAAAUCAUUUUCUUGAUUUCUUGAGCCUUUUUUUAGAAGGCCAGUUGCUGAGUUCCUGGAGUGUCCUACCCAGUUACCCUCCCCUUCUGACCCCGCAUAUGCAGAUGAGAAGGGUUGGGCAAUGGAAAGAGAGCCUGGGUGGGGCAGUUCCUGGAUGCUGGUGUUCAAGGGGCCUGACUGCUGUGUGUGUGUAUGCAGUCUGGGGCAACCACCAGCAAAUUCCAUCCGGAACUAACAGAGGCAGACCUGUCAAGGGUAUGCAGCCUGAUCUGCCCUCAUGGGAAAGGAGGGUUAAGGGCCAUCUCAUGGCACAGUAGGAAGAACGCAGACCUUGGGGUUCGUGGACUUGAACUUGAAGCCUAACCCUCAGCAGAUUACUUCAACUUUCUGAGCCUCAGUUCUUCCUCUGUGAAAUCAGCACACGGAGGAUUACAGAGGAUGUGGCACUGCACCUGGCACAAAGUCAUAUUUUUAUGCAGUUCAAGCUUCCUCGCCACCUCAAAGCACAGUGGGCGCAGACUUUGAUCUGUUCCAGGAGCCCCCACUGAUGGAUGCGGGAAGGAGCCUGAUUCAGACCUGCUCAAAGCCGGGGUCACACUCAGACACCUACAGGCGCAGAAUGUCAUUAUUGGUUUUAUGUUACACAGAUGGUACCUGGUGCUGGAAGAUGAACUGUGAAAGGAGCACUUUGGGUUUUGCUCUGAAGCUGUGUGGCCGUGAUUCCACCCUGUAGUCUCAGCCCACUGGUAUGCUGCCAGGGUCCCAUGACAGGAGAGUUGAACUGUGCCAUAUUUUUCUUUUGUUGCUGGAGGCCUGUGACCUGCAGUUGCAUGCACUUUCAUUUUUAUACUUGCACAGGUAUGUGUGCAAGUUCAAAGGCUUCGAAUUCACAUAUGCAAAUUUCUAUGCCUUAAAUCUAGCCCAGGCAGACUUUCUUGUUUGUCUUUUUUUUAGAGAUUUAUUUAUUUGAAAGUCAGCGUUACAGAGAGAGGGAGAGACAAGGAGAGAGGUCUUCCAUUCACUGGUUUCCUCCUUAAGUGGCUCCAACAGCCAAGGCAGAGCCAGGCUGAAGUCAGGAGCCAGGAGCUUCUUCUGGGUCUCCCAUAUGGGUGCAGGGAGCCAAGUAUUGAGUCAUCUUCCACUGCUUUCCAAGGUGCAUUAAGGGAGCUGGAUGUGAAGUGGAGAACCAGGAAAUUGAACUGGCGCCCCUGUGGGAUGCCUGCACUGCAGACAACAGCUUUACCCGCUAUGCCACAGCGUCGGCCCUGGCAGACUUCUAAAUAAGGAGGCCCUAAGGGGAUUCCAAUUCAAUCCCAUCAAGGUGGCAUGUACCAAUGCCAUCUCAUUAGUCCAAGUGAUCAAUUUCAGUUCACAGUUGAUCAUAAUGAUAGGACUAAGUCAAAGGGAUCACAUAAACAAGACUAGUUUCUGCCAAUACUAACUGAUAGAAUAAAAAAGGGAGAGAACGAUCCAACAUGGGAAGCGAGAUACACAGCAAACUCAUAGAAUGGCAGAUGUCCUAAACAGCACUCUGGCCUCAGAAUCAGCCCUUAAGGCAUUUGGAUCUGGCUGAAGAGUCUAUGAGAAUAUUUUAGGCAUGGGAAGCCAAGACACUCUGGGGGAAAAAAAAUAAAAAAAUAAAAAAAAAAAUAAAAGAUCUCCGCGAGUGAGAUCCCAGUGGAAAGAAUGGGUAAUCAAAGAAGGAGGUACCUUUCUCUGAAGGGAGGAGAGAACUUCCACUUUGACUAUGACCUUGAUCGGAGUCGGCUUAGGCCGGCGCCGUGGCUCAAUAGGCUAAUAAUCUUCCUUGCGGCCCCGGCACACCGGGUUCUAGUCCCAGUCGGGGCGCCGAAUUCUGUCCCGGUUGCCCCUCUUCCAGGCCAGCUCUCUGCUGUGGCCAGGGAGUGCAGUAGAGGAUGGCCCAAGUGCUUGGGCCCUGCACCCGCAUGGGAGACCAGGAGAAGCACCUGGUUCCUGGCUUUGGAUCAGUGUGAUGUGCAGGCCACAGUGCGCCGGCCGUGGUGGCCAUUGGAGGGUGAACCAACGGCAAAAGGAAGACCUUUCUCUCUGUCUCUCUCUCUCUCACUGUCCACUCUGCCUGUCAAAAAAAAAAAAAAAAAGAUUGGAGUCGGCGAACUCAAAAGGCUUCCAUAGCCUUGGAAACUCAUGACAAGAGCCUAGGGUAAUUACUGACGCCGUAAACAAGAGUGUCAAAUUGUUAAGUCAACAACAGGAGUCACUGUGCACUUACUCCUCAUGUGGGAUCUUUGUCCUUAAUGUGCUGUACAUUGUGAUUUAAUGCUAUAACUAGUACUCAAACAGUAUUUUACACUUUGUGUUUCUGUGUGGGUGCAAACUGUUGAAAUCUUUACUUAAUAUAUGCUAAAUUGAUCUUCUGUAUAUAAAGAUAAUUAAAAAUGAAUCUUGAUGUGAAUGGAAUGGGAGAGGGAGUGGGAGAUGGGAGGGUUGCGGGUGGGAGGGAAGCUAUGGCGGUGGGGGGGAGCCAUUGUAAUCCAUAAGCUGUACUUUGGAAAUUUAUAUUUAUUAAAGUUAAAAAAAAUAAGGAUGCCCCAACAGCAGAAAGCAGAGUGGACUCUGUCUGAGGGCACCGGGUGGCACUGUGCAUGAGCAGCUGUUUGUGCAGUGCUGAAAACACUGGACUUUUCUGUGAAAAUUGCUGUUUAUUUAUUUGAAAGAAUUACCAAGAGAGAGAGAGAUACAGAAAGAGAGAGAGGUCUUCAAUCUGCUAGUUCACUCCCCAGAUGGCUGCAAUGGCUGUUGCUGAGCUGGUCUUAAGCCAGGAGCCAGGAGCUUCCGGGUCUCCCACAUAGUUGCAGGGGCCCAAGGACUUGGGCCAUCUCCACUGCUUUCUCAGGCAUGUUAGCAGGGAGCUGGAUGGGAAGUGGAGCAGCCAGGAUUCAAACUGGCACCCAUAUGGGAUGCCUACACUGCAGGCUGGGGCUUUAAUCUGCUGUGCCACAGUGCCAGCUCCAGAAAUUGCUAUUUUAAAAUCUUGACAACUGAGUCCAUUUCAAAAAAUCUGUAGUUUUUAAUCAUCUGUGAAGUAGAUUCUCCCCAAUCACUUUUUUUUUUUUUUUUUUUUUGGACUGGCAGAGUUAGACAGUGAGAGGGAGAGAUAGCGAGAGAGAGAAAGGUGUUCCUUUUCCAUUGGUUCACCCCCCAAAUGGGCGCUACGGCCGGCAUGCUGUGGCUGCCGCGCUGCGCCAAUCCGAAGCCAGGAGCCAGGUGCUUCCUCCUGGUCUCCCAUGCGUGUGCAGGGCCCAAGCCCUUGGGCCAUCCUCCAUUGCCUUCCCGGGCCACAACAGAGAGCUGAACUGGAAGAGGAGCAACCGGGACAGAACCAGUGCCCCAACUGGGACUAGAACCUGGGUGCUGGCGCCGCAGGCGAAGGAUUAGCCUAGUGAGCCACGGCACCCGCCUCCCCUGAUCACUUUCAAGAUUGUCCUGUGAAAAGUCUCUGCUCUGGCAUCUGCUUCCCUUCCCUUUGCGCUCCCCCAUCCUGGGUUCUUUAGGCCCUAGUUCCUUCUCUCAGCCAAGUACUAACCAGGCCAACCCUGCUUAGCUUCCGAGGUCAGACGAGAUUGGGCGCGUUCAGGGCGGUAUGGCCAUCGACUAGUCCCUUAUUCCUUCUAAUGAGAGUGACUCAAAAUUGGCCAACAUUUUCUUGCAUUUAUUGAAAAGGCAUCUUAAAAAAUAAGCAUCUAUAGUGAUAUUUUUAAGGUGAUAUUAAACAAUGAGCAUAUACAUAAGGGUUGUAGAUGAGGAUGAAUUUUCCGUUGGGGGUGAUAACAGUUGUUUAUAUGAGGGGGAAAACUUUGAAUUCCAUUCAGCUUACAAAUGCAUGUUCUGGAACAUAAACAUUUACUUAUAAGUAAACCUGCAAAUCAGCUACCUAGAAGUGUGUCAUAUAUUUUUCUUAGGUAUUUUCAGAAACUUGUUUUUCCCUGAGUCAAAUACUCCAUUCUGUGUAAGGUAGAUAAGAAGGAAAACCAGUAUGUAAAGACAUAUUAUCACUUCUUUAGGGAGCAGUUUCAUAAAUAUGUGCCUCUGUUUUGGCAUCAUAGAGUUUUUGGUUACGUUUAAAAUUUAACACACGUUUUUAAAAGGAGUAAUUUUUAAAAUCUCUUAUGAUUAAGAAGUUUUGCUUCCUAAAAAUUAGGGUAUUUUUUCAACUUAUCUAUCCAGUCAAUAAUAAUUCUAUAUUUGUUAUAUAUCAUAAUUUUAUAAAUUUCUUUGACACAUACCUCCUUAAAAUCACUUUCUUGUUUUUAGAUAUAGCUUAAAAAAUCUUGAGAAUGUAGAAAAACAGGUUUUAAUAAAGUAAUGAUAAUAAAGGAUUUGGUGCAAUGUCUGACACUGAUAAUCAUGCAGUGCACCACAGUUGUAAUUGCUAUCAUCGCUAUCCGUGAUCCCACUGUUAUUUUUUUUUUUUUUUUUUUUUUUUUUGACAGGCAGAGUGGACAGUGAGAGACACAGACAGAGAGAAAGGUCUUUCUUUGCCGUUGGUUCACCCUCCAAUGGCUGCUGCGGCUGGUGCACCACACUGAUCCGAAGGCAGGAGCCAGGUGCUUCUCCUGGUCUCCCAUGGGGUGCAGGGCCCAAGCACUUGGGCCAUCCUCCACUGCACUCCCGGGCCACAGCAGAGAGCUGGCCUGGAAGAGGGGCAACCGGGACAGAAUCCGGCGCCCCGACUGGGACUAGAACCUGGUGUGCCAGUGCCGCUAGGCGGAGGAUUAGCCUAUUGAGCUGUGGCACCGGCCUCCCACUGUUAUUGUCAUGAGCCUGAUGAGCAGUUGAAGAUGCUAAGUCUUAAGUCAUGAAAGUCACUAUGACUAUUUGUAAGUUUUAGAGACAAAAACUUAUUAAAAUGAGUUCUGCCAACCUGAAAUCCAACAAAAGUACAAGGAUGGGAGUUUAACAGAGCAAUUAUGAUGUGUCUGUCCCACAUCAGAGGACCUGGGUUCAGUUUCUGGCUCCAGCUCCUGGUUCCUGCUUUCUGCUAGUGCACACACUGUGGGGGCAGCAGUGAUGGGUCAAGUAACAGAGUUCCUGUCACCCACCUGGGGGUCCUGGAUUGAGUUCCCAGUCCAGUCCCCCCCCUCCCCAGCCCUGGCUGUUGCAAGCAUUUGAGAAGAUGGGAAUUUCUUUCUCUCUCUCUUCUAUCUUUCUCUCUCUCUCUCAAUUAAUACAUGAAAAUCUUUUUAAAUGUGCAAAGACAACUUUUUUGUUGUUAGGAUACCUAAGAACCUGUUCUAUGCUGGGAGCAAUGCACGUUAGUUCAUUUAUUUAUUUUAUUUUGGGCAACUGCUGUAUAAAGUUUUCUUUUAUAGAUGAAGAAACUUGAAAUGCUACAGGGUUAAGUGACUUCUGAGGGUCACAUUACAAGUAAAUGGCAAAAUAAAAAAUACUGGGAUUCUCUGGGCACAGGCUGGGGGUGGGGGCCGGCAGCCUUCUGGUGUAGCAGGUUAAGCCACUGUCUGUGAUGCCAGCAUCCCAUAUGAGUGCCAGUUCAUGUCCCGGCUGCUCCAGUGCUCAUCCAGUUCCCUGCUAAUGGCCUGGGAAAAGCAGCAAAAGAUGGCCCUAGUGUUUGGGCCUCUGCCACCCACAUGGGAAACCCAGGUGCAGCUCCUACCUCAUCCCUUUAGCCUGGCCCAGUGCUGGCCAUUCUAGCUAUCUGGGGAUUGAACUAGGAAGAUUCUCUCUCUCUCUCUCUCUCUCUCUCUCUCUCUCUAACUUUCAAAAUGAGGCUUUUUCAAAAGUGUUUAUAAGUCUGACUGUUAAGGUCCUGGCUUUCCUCUAUAGUACACUGCAUCUCAUUGAUGCUUGCAAGUUAUAAGUGUCUUCCUUUCAGAUGAGAGUUGGCAUAUGAGAGAUUUGUGUCACUUGCAACAAGAGAGAAUAUUCUUAGUUUCCUAAAACUGCCAGCUAAGGAAAGAGAAAGCAGUCCUCUAAGAUAGAUAGAGUUUUCUAUAAAAAUAAACAAAGGAGUUUUGUGCCUGGUUAAAAAAAAUCUCUUCCUGUCCGUGUUUGAAAGGUGACCUUUCUGAUGCGGCACUGCGAGUGGAAUUCAUUCUGUAGGAUGGGAGUGGGAUUUGGGGAGUAUGCUGGGAAUGACUGAUGAAUCCAUGCCCCUUUUGUAAGUGGCUUGUCAUGUUACAGACACUGCAGUGCUGAUGUCACAGAGAAUGGAGAAAACAUAAACGAUGGGUAUAGCAAUGUACCUAUUCAGAUUCAGUUUUGCCGGGAAUGACAGAAAACCCAAAUGCUAAUGAUUCAGACAAGAAAGCGUUUCAUUUAUCAUGCAUGUUAUUAAAGAAAUGUGGAGUGGACGGCAGGGAUUUGAGGCAGUUUCAAGAUGGUUGAAGUUGCUGGUCUUUGGUUUUUAUUUUGUCUUCUUAUCCUUAGUUCACGGCUUUCUGCCUCAUGGCGCCAGCUGCUCUCAUGUUAGGAUUCAGCCUGUAGGGAGGAGAAAAGGAAGGACCAGAGCACAUCCCCACUCCCUUUACCACACCCAUGGGAGUCACCUGUGACAUCUCUGCUUAGACACGGUUAGUCAGAAGUUAGUCACUUGUGUGGUUGUAAGAGAAGCUUAGUAUUAUCCUAGGUAUCCAGAGCCCAACCGAAAGGGAUGUGUGUGUGUGUGUGUGUGUGUGUGAGUGUGUGAGUGUGUCCGGGGUGGGGAUGGGGUUCUAUCAGUAGGGGAGAAGGGCAAGACAGACACUGGGGGAAACUGGUAAAGACUGCAGUAGAAAGAAAGAAAAGGAGUUACCCCCGCGGUGUGCAGAGACGGCUUCUGUUCCAGUGUACCCUGUGUGUCCUUUGUCUAGGACAGAAGUCCUGAAACACACACCUAGGUGUAGGUCCUCAACUCUUCCUCUGAACACCUGAUUUUGAGUGAAUGAUAAAAAUCCAUAGGAGCCCACAUCUUUGCAAAGAAAAACAAAGACAGCCAUCAACCUUUAUAUUUGCUGCUUUGCACGUUGCUUUGCUACAAAUAAGAUCUGCCUGUGGAAUGAGAUCUUUCAUAAAUUGCUACUCCAGACCUGCAAUUACUUUCAGCAACUUAGGACUUCCAUACGGAAGUCUAAGCUCCCUCACAGCCAUGCAGAUCCCGCAGAACAGACAUAAAUGUCAACAUGCUUGCGGCCUUUCAUCAACGUACGCCCUGGGAAUCUUGUCAUGCCUGGGAAAUCAAUAACUGAGCACAUGGGGGAUGUGUAGGGAGCUGGUGGCUCCUCAGCUGUCUUUGGCCACAGUGCCACUUCCUCUCAAGGAGCAUGGAAGCAAUAAUCCUAGCAACUUUUUUUUGAAUGCCAACCCCCUUAUGUGUGCCAUGACACAACCUGAAAUGAAGCUUUGUCCACUCCCAUUGUAGAGAUGUAGAAGCUCAGGGAUGAAUUCACGGAACUUUGCCAAGAUUUAGACUUGGGUCUCAUGGUCUCUAAAAUCCGUAUUCUUUAUCACCAUAGCCUUGUACCUUAAAAAAAUGCAAGGAUCUGUUUUGUGUUUCUUUUUGUGUAAUAACCUAAAGAAAUUGGAGAGUUGACUUUUCCUGGUACUUAGAGUUUUGCAGGCAUUCCUUGGUGUCUGAGGAGGAUUGAUUCCAGGAACCCCUGCUGUUGGAUACGAACAUCCAUGGAUGCUCAAGUUUGUCAUUUAGAAAGAUCUCCGUGAGUGAGAUCCCAGCGGAAAGAAUGGGCCAUCAAAGAAGGAGGGACCUUUCUCUGAAGGGAGGAGAGAACUUCCACUUUGACUAUGGCUUUAUCUAAAUAAGAUCAGAGUGUGUGAACUCAAGAGGCUUCCAUGGCCUUGGCAGCUCAUGACAAGAGUCUGGGGUGAUUACUGACACCAUAAAUAAGAGUGUCAAUGGUUAAAUCAACAACGGGAGGCUGGCGCCGUGGCUCACUAGGCUAAUCCUCCACCUGCGUUGCCGGCACCCCGGGUUCUAGUCCCAGUUGGGGUGCCAGAUUCUGUUCCGGUUGCUCCUCUUCCAGGCCAGCUCUCUGCUGUGGCCCGGGAAGGCAGUGGAGGAUGGCCUAGGUCCUUGGACCCUGCACCCGCAUGGGAGUUCAGGAGGAAGCACCUGGCUCCUGGCUUUGGAUUGGCACAGCGCGCUGGCUGUAGUGGCCAUUUGUGGGGUGAACCAACGGAAGGAAGACCUUUCUGUCUGUCUCUCUCUCUCUCACUGUCUAACUUUGCCUGUCAAAAAAAAAAAAAAAAUCAACAACGGGAGUCACUGUGUACUUACUCCCCAUGUAGGACCUCUGUCCUUAAUGUGUUUUACUAUGCAAAUUAACAGUAAAACUACUACCCAAACAGUACUCUGUACUUUGUGUGUCUGUGUGGGUGAAGUCUGUUGAAAUCUUUACUUAGUAUAGUAAGUUGAUCUUCUGUAUAUAAAGAUAAUUGAAAAUGAAUCUUGAUGAAGAAUGGGAUGGGAGAGGGAGUGGGAGAUGGGAUGGUUGCAGGUGGGAAGGAGGUUAUAGGGGGAAAAGCAGCUAUAAUCCAAAAAUUGUACUUUGGAAAUUUCUAUUUAUUAAAUAAAAGUUGAAAAAAAAGUUUAAAUUUCAAUGGCAUAGCAUUUGCAUAUUACCUAUACAAUCCUCCCAUAUACUUUUUUUAAAGAUUUUUUAUUUACUUAUUUGAGAGCUAGAGUUCCAGACAGACAGAGGGAGAGACAGAAAGUUCUUCCAUCCCUUGGAUCACGCCCCAAAUUGCUGCAAUGGCCGGAGCUGGGCCGAUCUUAAGCCAGGGGCCAGGAACUUCUUCCAGGUCUUCCACAUGGGUACAGAAGCCCGAGCACUUGGGCCAUCUUCUACUGCUUUCGUAGGCCAUAAGAAGAGAGGUGGAUCGGAAGAGGAACUGCUGGGACAUGAACCAGUGCCCAUAUGGGAUGCCGGCGUCACAGGCGGAGGUUUAGCCUACUAUGCCACAGCACUGGUCCCCCUCCAAUAUACUUUAAAUCAUGUCUAGAUUAUUUCUGCUAUCUAACACAAUGUAAAUCUGUGUCAACAGUUGCUAUAUUGUAUUGUUUAGGAAAUAAUGACAAGGAAAAAACUGUACAUGCUCAAUGCAGAUGCAAUAUAUAUUUUGAAUAUUUUUGAACUGCAGUUGGCUGAACAUUCACAUGCAGAACGCAACGUCGACAGAGGGAUGACUCUGCCGGGGCUCCCUUGACGCUAUCACCGAUUGUUUCCUGAGUUAUAGGUAAAGCCCCAUUACAAGGAGCUGUAGGAAAUCUCCCUGCUUUAGAUCUGAGCGGAUUUGGAAACCCUUUAGAGCUGAGCUGGUAAGGGAGGUGAGUUGUAAAGAGCUAGAGCUGGAGGCCUGUUCUGUGCCGGUCACUGCUUUCAAAGGCCUGGGACAGGGAGCCUCCUGAUCCAUCCAGGGGAGGGGAAUACAGUUGCGACCAAAGUCUUCUUAAAAUUAUAGCUGCACCACUGAGGGCACGGCCAAAAAGUGGAACCGGUUCUUAGGAAGGGCUUCAUGGCCUUGAGUAUUCAGUGCCCUCUUCAUCCUGUUUCUCUUCCCAGGGCAAGUGUUGGGGGUCCAGAGCUCCUUACCUGCUGGAGAGCUUUGGUGUCUGCAGAGUGAGCUGGCACCACACACCACAAGGGUAGGUUGUGGGCCGCUUGGAUCCACAUUUUCCAGAGCUUGAUUGUAGUUGCCACCUUUGGCCCCUCUUGUGUCACUUAGGGUGUCUUCAGGUCCAGGUCGCAGAGAGCCAAACCCAGCCUCGCUUCCCACUGAAGUUCGUUGGCUCCCACAGCUGGAAAAUCUGGUUGGGAAAGGCUAUGAUGUUUAUUUGUUUCAUUGGCACAGUAGGACUUCACCAAGUGCACUCUGACUUUUGUGUUUGAACCUCUCUGCCCUGUUUUUGCAGUCAGCUUCAUUUUAUAGCUGUUCCCCCUCCCCGCCCCACAUACCUGGUGGGUUUCUAGACAACUCCUCAUCACCAUGGCUUCACAUUUCUUCCUCCCCUCCAGGCAGAGAGGAGAAAAGGCCACUUCCAGGGCGUCUUUCAGAAGAUCCAGGAAACUAGUUUUCCAGUCAUCUUUAGAAAAUUUGCCCUGGUCUCAUUGGCUCAGAGAAGGUCUUAUGGUUAUCCCUGAGCUAGUCUGUGAAGCCGGGAGGUAGGUUAAUGCAAAUUAACCUGGGCUGCACCACAAGCCCACAGCCAGCCAAGCAUUCCCAGAAACACCUGGGCUUUGCAAGGGUUGAGGGUCUGUCUCUAAAUAAAGAAGUCCAGGUUGCUACUAAAGGAGAGUGGGGUUGGGAGAGCAACUUCAGUCCCUAUGAAGCUCUGCCUGCCCUGAGGGUCAGCCCCUACCCACCCCCGGCAGCUCCCAGGAACUGGACUUAGCUUCGCUCACUACUCUUGGAAGGCUGCUGACCCCUAGUGUCUGAGCAAAGCAUUAGAUCUACAAUCUCAAGGCUUGGGUUUAACUCCUCUCACAUGGGGAUUCCAAUAGCUGUGUCACCUUCACAUGCAAUGAGGUGUGCAAAAUAGAACAUCUGGAAUUGCUUUAAAGAAUAAAUGAGUUGGUUGGCCAGCACCGUGGCUCAAUAGGCUAAUCCUCCGCCUUGCGGUGCCGGCACACCGGGUUCUAGUCCCGGUUGGGGCGCUGGAUUCGGUUGCCCCUCUUCCAGGCCAGCUCUCUGCUAUGGCCCGGGAGUGCAGUGGAGGAUGGCCCAAGUCCUUGGGCCCUGCACCCGCCUGGGAGACCAGGAAAAGCACCUGGCUCCUGGCUUUGGAUCAGUGCGAUACACUGGCCGCAGCGGCCAUUGGAGGGUGAACCAAUGGCAAAAGGAAGACCUUUCUCUCUGUCUCUCUCUCUCUCUCACUGUCCACUCUGCCUGU
This is a messenger RNA of Oryctolagus cuniculus (rabbit), 45360 nucleotides long. The record is from RefSeq and is a predicted model, not a curated record. Lineage: Eukaryota; Metazoa; Chordata; Mammalia; Lagomorpha; Leporidae.